Messenger RNA from Zophobas morio, 76385 nucleotides. It is a transcript of the gene Sls, whose product is annotated as sallimus. Gene Ontology annotation, molecular function: protein binding; protein kinase activity. Lineage: Eukaryota; Metazoa; Arthropoda; Insecta; Coleoptera; Tenebrionidae. The transcript is spliced from 65 exons. The record is from RefSeq and is a predicted model, not a curated record. Bases 121 to 75828 code for a protein of 25235 amino acids.
GAGCGAACCACUGGCAGUACCAUGACGGUGGUACCGCGCGAGCUGACGUGCCCAUAAUAACAGUGCAAGAAUGUGACACGAAGAUUGGGAUCGUUGGGUAGUUGGUGGCAUUUGCCGGUCAUGGAACUGAGACCCGGUAUAUCAUGUCUGCAGGGGCGUACUGUCGUGCUACCCGGAGGGCAUGAUAAGGAAGGGCGCCCCAUUUUCCUGGUCAACCUGCCGACUGAAAGUCGGCCCCCCAACAUCGUUCCGUCUCUUCAGUACCUUCUUUCGAUAUUCAGCGAAUCCAGUCGGACCCGCGGCGUCACCGUCCUGAUCGACGCCCGGAAGGGUCCUUGGCGCGUGGCCCGGUCCUGCAUUCGCCAAGUCAGCACCGUAUUCGCCCAGGAAGAGCCCGCUCAAACCAUAGUACUGCGUCCGGACGCCUUUUGGGACAAGCAGCGAGUGGAAAAUUGUACGCAAACCGACGGCCAGGUCAUCUUCAUUCCAAGAUGUCGCCUGAACAAGUUCGUGGACCAGUCGCAGCUUCCUCUCGAGCUCGGCGGCACCUUCAUCUACGACCACGACAAGUGGAUCGAGAACAGACAGAAAGUUGAAGACUUCUACUCCAACACCACUACGGCUCUUCGCGACUUGGACGAACUCCUCCAGUACCUCAACUCCUGCAAAACGCUUCGCUCUUCCGACCUGGAGGAUGUCCUCACCGCUAGCACCGACAUGGCCGAAGCGACCCGACUCCUGGUGCACAACCUCACAGACACCGGCCAGCAGCUCCUCCAGACCAUCGAGCACGCCAACCGGACCCGCAAAUUCGCCUCAGAAUUCGAAUCCAUGUCCACUCCUCAAGAAAUCCUCGACACCAUUAACCGCAUCGACCACCUUCUCGUCACUAUGAAGACCAAACAGCAGCAGAUCGAAGACGAAUGGUUGAAGCUCCAGAAAACGGUGAUCGACACCAAAGACUUGAGUCUUCUGGAAGACGGCGUGGUCAAAGUAACCAAUUGGAUUCUGGGUCCUGCGGAGAAUCUCUUGAACUCUAAGCAGAAAGUGGGUUAUGAUGUGGCUUCAGCUGAGGAGCUGAGGAGGGAGCACGAAGCUAUCGAGUUGCAGUGCUGGGACACCUAUGGGGCGUACGCGGAAUUGUUGCACAAGAUUGAGCAGUUCCCGAAGAGCGAGUUGGUGACGUUUCAGUACAAAGAUCUGUUGUCGCAGAAGGACUUCAUGGAUUUUGUGUGUCGAAGUUUUGCUUUGAGGUUAGAGAAGAGGAGGAAUGUGUUGAUUACUUCGUUGAGGUUUUUCCGGUUGGUUUCGGAGUACUUUGAUAGGACAGGGGAGGUGUUUGAUUCGUUGGUGAUGGGGAGUAAAGUUGUUGAUUUUACAACUGCAGGUCAGAAGUUGAAGCAAUUGCAAGAAAGCCAAGCUAGUCUAGAUGCUGUUGAACGAGAGUUGGUCAAAGAAGGCGAAAAGUUGUCGGAUAUGCUCUCCAUGCCCAUCAAAGAUGCUUUAGGACGCGAAAUUUAUGUGGAUUAUGCUGAAGACAUUGUUAACGUUCGGGACAUACUAGACGCCACUACUGCGCGGAAAAAUAUCUUCAGUGAUAGUGUUGAGUUGCAAAAGUUGACUCUGGAACAAAUUACACAUAUUUACAAUUAUGAAAAGGAUGUAACGCAAGCUAUACAGUGGCUGGAUGAACUGUUCCAAGUUUUACUCAAAGAUCACGGACAUGUUGGCUGCACGGUAUAUGAAAUUCAGGGCCAGAAGGAUGAACAUCAGGCUUUUCAAGAAACGGCAAAGGAUACUUACAAUUAUGGGUGUCAGCUUCUUUACGCCUCCUUCCAGCUACGUCAAUCAUGCAAAUUGCCCCUUGAGGACCACGAGGGUCUUAAUAGGGGACUAAAAUUCUCGUGGCAACGAUUGUUGAGCGUUUCACAAGAACAAAUGACCAGAUUAAGAGUAAGCGCAGUGUUUCACCGUUCCGUGGAGGACCACUGCAAUCAACUGAGGGAUCUAAGAGAGGCUGUGGCUACAAUUCCGUUCAUGGAUUUGGUGAAGAAGAAGGCAAGAGUUAAACAUUACUUUGGUGUAAGAGAGAAACUGAUGGUUGAAGUUGGAAGAAUGGUUAGGUUAGGGCGAUUGUUAAGAAGUAGAUUGAAGGAACCUUUGUAUUACAGCGACAUUGCGUCAAGUCCUUCCAUCGACACCGAUUUAGGCUCUGAAGAAGGCGAGAGUACUGGAUCAGCAGGCGACAACGAGAUCGCCAUUGAAGCCAUUUCUGAAAGACUGACUGAAGUCACAGGACUCGCUGAAGAGCUGGACCAGGCUCUGCACAGUGCUCAGCAAGAUUGUUCCGUUCUGACGUCAUCAGCUACCUUUGCCUCUGUCACUUCUUCGGAACCGGAAACCGUCGUGUCGGUGAACACCGUCAUGGAUGCUCCUACUAAUCCGGAACACAAGCCUUCCAAACCCGACGACUUCAAAUCCGACGACGAAUUCCUAACCGCCUCCGAAUGCACCCUCCAGCACUCCAGAUCCUCCUCCUACAACACUGCCUCAGAAUGCGAACACCGCUACUCCCCCUGGUGGGAGUACGACAAAUCCAUCAACGAAGACAUCAGCAAGGAAAAAAUGGUCCUUGCGGUGGGCCUCCCGGAACUCCCUCCAGCCAAAGCCGUCCUGAAACCCUCCCCCGAGGUACCUCCCGGCAAAAUAGUCCACGAGGUCACCGAAACCACCCACAUUAAAGUCCAGCAUUCACACACCCUGGGCGUGGCAUCCUUCGUUUUGACAUCUGAAACCGUCCGAGAGAAGAAAACAGACGGAGCCGUCGUGAGGGAAGAAGUCGUCUCUGUGGCUCCGGAACUCGAGGGCUUCGAGAAAAGAGUGAAGGAGUGUGGCGACUGGAUCAACCUGAAAAUCCUAGAAAUCACCCCCGAACUGACCACUUUGGGUGACACUCUCGCAGAAGCACAGGAAUUACAAAGGGCCCAUGAUGAAGUUCUUCGCCAGUUAAAAAACAAACAAAGCCCAGUGGAAGAGCUUCUUCGACAAGCCGACCAACUCAUCGCGACCCAAAGACCGCGUGCUGAGGUCUACGCGGCCAUGGCAGAGUCCUUGGGGAGGGCCUGGAAGGACAUCAACGGCCUGCUGGAGAUGCGCAAGGACAUCCUGGACUUGAACGUGCUCUACCACACGAAAGCGCAAGAGUUUUUCCAGAGAUCAGACGAGCUAGAGGCGUCCUGCACGGAUAAAGUGGUACCCAUCGAGAUAGACGCGGUAAAGGAGUUCUUGAACAUGAUCCAUGACUUGAGGAGGGCAUUGCUGGAGUCGUUAAUGGGGGCUCUGCAGGCGGGGAAUACACUUUUGGGGAAGCUAAAAGAACUGGGGGCCGAAGGCACACUCGACUCGCGACCCGAUCGAAUCCGAAGUUCUGUAAAUCGAGCAAUUUCACAAGUACAAGGUUGGAUGGACCAACUGCACCUGAAGAGACAAGUUCUAGAGGCGACUUUCAACAGACGGAAGACUCAGCUAGAACAGUGUCUCGCUUUGGCGAUUCUAGCGGCUGACCUGCACGAACUCGAUGACAUCGUACACGAAAGGAGUCAGCUGUUAUCCAGCACCGACCAACUGGGCGAUUCCACAUCAAGUGCGGAAUUAUUGCUUAAUGAACAUAAGAAGUUAUUACCGGAAGCCAAACAACUUCAAGAGCGAGCCCUAAAAAUAACCAAAGCCACUGAACAACUCGUUGCUUCCGGGUGUUUCGCGGGAGAGCAAGCGGCUGGGCAAGCUUACGAAAUUCUCUCGGCCACGUCAGACUAUUACACGGAAUUACAAAACCGAGAGGGACUCUUGGAAAGGGUGUUGGCUUUCUUCAAAUCGGCCCAAAGUGCCCUGAACCAAUUAGACCAACUCGAAAACCAACUAAAGACGUCCAAAUUGCCGUCCACCUCCCAACAGCUGAUCCAACUCCACGCCCAAACCUCCAAAGCCAUCGAAGACAUCACAGGUGCGCCAAUCGCAGAAGGACACGCAAUUCUAGAUCUUGUAGGAAGGGGAAGGGCGGGUACGGACGGCGUGAAACAAAAGGUUGAAGAGUUAGAAAACAGGAAGAUCGCUUUGGACCGACUAUGUGUGGCUCAUCGCGAAGAAAACAUUCGAAUAAACAAAGCCCUCAACAAUUUCUUGGAAAAGCACCACGAAAUUUGCGGUUGGUUGGUAAGCGUGGCCGAAGCUUUUCUCCAAGAGCACAGAAACAUGGGCGACAAUCUUCCUCUAGCCAAAGACUUUCUGGAUUUACACAACCAGCUGCUUAACGAUUUACAGACUAAAGGAAACGAAAUUAACGCUUUGAUACUAACACUACCGCCAAUACUCGAAUUUUUGGAGGAUAAUCAACGCAAAGAAGUCGAUUCGAAAGUUGAAGAGAUGCACGAAAGGUGGAUUCAGUUGAAGAAUAUUCUGGAGAAUAGGUUGGAUUUGGCGAGGAUUUAUGUCAAAUUUCAUAUGGAGGCGGACAUUGUCAAUAAAGAGAUGGAUCAUUUGGAGAGUGAUUUGUUGCAGAAUAGGGAUAGGGUUACGGAUGAGCUGUUGAGGAAUUUGGAGGAAAAGUGGGAGUCGCUCGUGCCACUUUAUCAGUCUGCUAAGAACACGGGACUGACGUUUAUGGAUCAGGCUAACAAGGUAUCUGAACCGUAUCUCGACACGAAACGUGCUUGUCUGUGCGUGGAGUCCGUGCUGGAACGGCUGUCGGGACGACAGCUACUUGUGACCAGAAAUUGGCAGACCUUCCAUGCCGAAGUCGUGGAGAAGAGGGAAGUGCUGGUCAGGCUGGAGCAAACCAUGGCUGAGAGUACCAAGACUAUAAACUGGGUGACGAAACUCGACGAACAAUUAUAUCCGGUAAUAACGACGAAUUCGACGAAUCCGAAAGAAAUAGUGACACAUUUGUGUGCUAAAUUAGAAAAAGUGCUGCCAGACAUUAGGCGAGCACAGAAUGAAGUGGAGCAGAGGUUAAAAACAGCUGAAGGUCUUAUAGCCAGGGCGCAGAGCGGCGAUGAGAAGACCAUCAGCGUUAAGAAUAAACUAUCGGAAUUGCACAGGCGGUUGUCCGAUAUUGGCAACGAGUAUCAAAUACUCCUGGAGAUGUUAAUUUCUUAUUUCAAAAACUUGGUCGACUUGGAUAGGAAAGUUGAAGAUUUCAAUAAUCAAACAACUAGAGUUGUGAACGAUCUGAGUGGGGUUGAGUCUCUUAUCAGGGACCAUGAAGCUUCCAAACAAACCGUACUGCAAAUCUUCAACAGGGCCAGAAAUGAAUGCGAGAACCUCGUUCACAGGAUCACCAAACAGGAACCGCCCCAACCUGCCGAUAGCGACAUCCAGAAGCUCCAACACAUCUUAGAACUGAAGAGAGACAACUGGGAAAACCAGUGGCGCCAACGACGAGAUUCUUUGGAAGCCCAAAGACAAUUAUGUCAAUUUGAUACAGAUUUGCAUCAAAUCAAUGAUACUCUAGAUGACCUCAGCAAUCAGUUGGACGACAUGAAGGGCAAAUACGGAGAAUCUCUAGCCGCCGCAAAAGCCACCUCCCAAGCGUUCGUUUACUUUGAGAAAACCGUAGACAUGCUGCAACAACGAAUCCAAACCUUCUUGAACACUGGUGAGAAAUUGUUGGCCGAACGCCACGCUCAGUCUCCGCACAUUCAAAAGCAAAUUUCCCAGUUGCAAGAUCGAUGGAAUACAUUCAAGAAACAAGUACAAGAAACAAGAAAUUUGAUCGACCUUAGUAUUCAGUUCUUCGAACUGGUUGAGGAGGCUAACGAAUGGUUCCGUGAGGGCAGCCGCCUUUUAAUCACCAUUGCCCGAAAAUCAAAUCUCGUUAAAAAACCACAAGAAGCCCAAGAACUGCUAAACGAAAUUGAAGUUUUCCUUAAACCGGGAGAACAAAAACAGAACGAAAGAAUCCGUAAAAUAACAGAACUUGCGACUAGAAUCUUCGGCCCACAGCAAACCUCGCAAAUUGAUCAAGUCCUACAAGAAAACAGAGGCAUGCUCGAGUCGUUUACCAGCAUUAGUAACGAAAUUAAUCAAUUAGCUGAGAAUUUGAGGCUAGCUGAAGAACAAAGACUACGAGAAAUUGAAGAAGCUAGACUUAGAGCGGAAGAGGAGGCCCGAAGACGGGCAGAGGAAGAGGCUAGACGUAAAGCCGAAGAAGAGGCACGACGCAAAGCCGAAGAAGAAGCCAGACGACGUGCUGAAGAAGAAGCUAGGAGAAAAGCGGCGGAAGAAGAAGCCAGAAGAAAAGCUGAAGAAGAGGCUAGGCGAAUCGCUGAAGCUGAAGCCAAACGUAAAGCCGAAGAAGAGGCCAGACGCAGAGCUGAGGAAGAAGCAAGACGUAAAGCUGAGGAAGAAGCAAGACGUAUAGCUGAGGAAGAAGCAAGACGUAAAGCUGAGGAAGAAGCUCGCGCUAGAGCUGCCGAAGAAGCAAGACGUAAAGCUGAGGAAGAAGCUCGCGCUAGAGCUGCCGAAGAAGCAAGGCGUAAAGCUGAGGAAGAAGCUAGACUCAGAGCUGCCGAAGAAGCUAGACGAAAGGCUGAAGAAGAAGCCCGACUCAGAGCUGAGGAAGAGGCUAGACGAAGAGCAGAAGAAGCUAGACGCAAAGCUGAAGAAGAAGCGAGACUUAGAGCUGAGGCAGAAGCUAGGCGAUUAGCAGAAUUAGAAGCAAGACGCAAAGCUGAAGAAGAGGCGAGACUCAGAGCUGAGGAAGAGGCUAGGAGAAGAGCAGAAGAAGCGAGACUCAAAGCUGAAGAAGAAGCGAGACUCAGAGCGGUAGAAGAGGCUAGGCGAAAAGCAGAAUUAGAAGCGAGGCUCAAAGCUGAAGAAGAAGCGAGACUCAGAGCUGAGGAAGAAGCCAGACGCAAAGCCGAAGAAGAGGCCCGACGACGAGCUGAGGAGGAAGCUAGAGCAACAGCAGCCGAAGAAGCCCGACGAAAGGCCGAAGAAGAAGCACGGGCCAGAGCUGCGGAAGAAGCUAGACUCCGAGCGGAAGAAGAAGCUAGAAUUAGAGCCUUAGAAGCACAAAGGAUUCAAACCAGCGAAGUGACUCGCGUGCACCAAAUACUCGUUCAACAAAAACCUCCUGAAAAGCUAGAAGCUCCGGUCUUCACGUCACCUCUCAGUGACGCUAUUAUCCAAGAAGGUUCCCGAUUUACUUUCAUCUGUCAAGUAACGGGAAGCCCUGUUCCUGUGGUCACAUGGUUCAAGGAUGGUAUAUCUAUCCAAAACAAUCCCGAUUAUCAAACCACGUUCGACCAAGGUUUGUGUACGUUGACCAUCGAAGAAACUUUUGCCGAAGACUCAGCAAUGUAUACUUGUAAAGCAAUCAAUGCAGCGGGUGCGGCAGAAACGAAUGCGUGUUUGUCUGUGAAAGAAACGGAACCUGAAGAACAAUUGUCUCCUCCUAGUUUCGUGAAGUUGUUGGAGCCAGGAAACGCGCGUGAAGGGGCGAGUUUUCAGUUUCAUUGCAAGGUGGAAGGAAAUCCUUUACCUACCGUGCAGUGGUUUAAAAAUUAUGAUUGUAUCGAUAACUCACCGGACUACGUCAUCACGUAUAACAAUGGGGAAGCCAUUUUGAAGUUUGAGAAAGUUUACUUAGAAGACAAGGCGGAAUAUACCUGUAAGGCAUCCAAUCAACUGGGGAUCGCGCAGAGCACUGCCAGUCUUUCAGUAACACCUCUGGAGCCCAUCGAAGCACCCAAGUUUAUCUUGCCUCUGUCCAACGUGAUGGCGAGGGCCGGACAGAAAAUAAAAUUGGAAUGUGAAGUUUCUGGAUUGCCCCCACCAAUCCUGACUUGGUCACACAACGGCAAGGCUGUAAAGGAAACGCGCGAGCUGAAGUUGCAGUUUGAGGGGAAUAAGGCCACGUUAUUAGUGUUUGAAGCUUUCCCGAAGGAUGCCGGCACGUAUAUAGUCAACGCGAAGAACAUAGCAGGUGAAGCCUCCAGUGCGUGCAGUGUAUCGGUCAAAGGACGACUUCCCACGGAAACAUCCGACUCAGAAUUGGCUAGUGAUAUGGAACCUGUCAAACCGUCUAUCCAGUUACCGUUAACGAAUGUUACGGUUACCGAAGGCAACCGAGUGCGCUUAGACUGCGUUAUCGUAGGCCAGCCGGAACCGGAAGUCAUUUGGUACCACGACGAUCGCCCAGUGAAAGAGUCCCCAGACUUCCAGUUACUCUUCCAAGGAGAUCGCUGCUCUCUGGUUAUUCAAGAAGCUCUCUCCGAAGACGCAGGAGUGUACAAAGUGGUAGCUCUCAACUCAGCUGGUGAAGCUUCAAGCAAGUGCUCCCUGAUGGUGACUCCAGAAGCGGUCACCAAACCACCAGAGCCCGAAGAACCCCCAGGAACACCUCCUAAAUUUACAAAACUGCUCUCAGAUGUGUUGGUAUCAGAAGGGGAAAAAGUGACCUUUGAAGGUAUCGUUACAGGAGAACCAAGGCCGGAGGUCAAAUGGUUACUCAACAACCAGCCAAUUACCGCUUCCGACCAUAUCAAAAUCGUCCAUGAUACAGAUGGUACUAUUAGGCUUGAAAUAGAUGCAGUACGUCCCGAAGAUAAAGGUGUUUACACCGUAAAGGCUACUAACUCUUCGGGAGAUGCUAAAUGCUUUUCUCAACUCAUUGUCAAAUCCAUGAAGCCUCCCGAGAUCAUCAAACACGAAGAAGUCAAGUCCGCACCUGUGUUUAAAGAAAUGUUCAAUGACCGCGUCGCUUUUGACGGAACCUCGACUAAAUUUGAGUGUAUCGUAGUUGGAAAACCCACUCCUAAAGUAAAGUGGUUGUUCAACGGCGAACCCAUUUCUGGCAAGAAAAUACUAAUUUCCACUUCCGGAGAUCGUCAGGUGCUCACAAUACCGGAAGUCAGCAAAGAUCUAGAAGGUACCAUCACCUGCGUUGCCGAAAACGAAGCGGGUAAAGCUAGCUGUGCCUCCACUUUGUCUGUCCAGAGCGUUUCAGCCAUUACCCUCCCUGAAUUUGGCCGUGACAUUACUCAGCACGUUGAAUCAUCCUACAUGGUAAAUCGGGAAGUCCACACUCAAUCGUCAACUUCCACUGCACGAAAAAUCACCACAUCAACUGGAAUUCAAGAACCACAAGUCCAAGUUCACAGUUUUUCUUCUCAGGAUCAACAAACUUUCAAACAAAUCAAUCAACAAGCACCUCAAAUCAGCGAGUCCCACAAAAUCGAAGAGUUCCACCAAGUGGGAAAGCAAGCACCUACGAUCAUCGAGAAAUCAUCUUCGCUGUUCACUUCUGGUAGCUUGGAAGAAACCAAACAGAAAACAAUCGAACAUGUGAUACAAAAACCUGUGAUAAGAGCAAGACCACCGAAAUUCGUCACACCCGUUAUGGGUAAAAUCGUGGACCAAAACGUAGAUGUUGUUCUAGAGGGUAUCAUAGAUGGACAACCCACUCCUGAAGUCACUUGGACUAAAAACGGCGAAGAACUUCGCCAAGGUCCAGGUUUGACAAUAAUUCUUGACCGGAAUAAGGCUACCAUAAUCAUUAAAAGUGCAAGUAUUGACGACGCUGGAAGAUAUACUUGCACUGCUGUGAACGAAGCGGGUAAAGCUAUUAGUACCGCGGAUUUAGUAGUAAGAAAAACCAUCUUCCCUCCAGUUUUUGGGCGCCGCCUUCAAGCACAGGUCAUCAAAAAGGGUGAUCGCGUAAUUAUGGAAGUAGAGGUUACAGGUACUCCAGACCCGACGGUUACGUGGUACAAAGACGGCAUACCUAUCGGUGAAGCUCUUGGAGACAAAGGCAGAGUUAGGUCGCUAGGAAAUUCACACACAUUGGUCAUCGAAAAAGCUGAGAUGAACAUGACUGGACGGUACAUGGUGAGAGCUGUGAACUCCGGAGGUGAAGCUCAGAGUAUUGCCGACAUAGCUGUGUUCGAACCAACACCUGAUACUAUGGUAGAAGUAGUUAAAACCGUGGUGUUUGAAGAUGUGAGAAAGCACGAAACUUUGGAACUGGUGGCCACACCCAUCAUCACCAGCGUCUCCUCCGAACAACAUAUCGAACAACAAGAAAAACACACCAAACUCGAGCCAUUCCCCUACAAACCCGAACCUCCACGCUCCAAGAAACCGCACGGUCCUCCACCACCUAGUCCUUCGAAAUUCGUCAAAGGCGAAUUUCGCGAGAGUGAUUACGAAAGCGACUAUGAAGGACGCAUCCCACCAGUAUGGCGUCCCACAGACCAAGACGGCGCACCGGCUUAUAGACCCGUUCGACCCCUUUUAACACCCAGUGGCCGACACUCACAGCAGUCGGGUCGUACCCCGACUCCCCCCACCGAGUUCGAUAAGCCGCCUCAUAUCGAAGGCCCGCCUCGCCCCAAAUUCGAACCAAUCGAUAAAGUCAAGCCUAGCGUUAAACUUGAAGAGAUCAUCAAGCCCGCCCCUCAGCCAGUCAAGCCCAGACCAUUACCGGCAGAGACUAUUGUGGCCACGCCCGCUGUCCGAAAAGAGGUGGUGCUAAUACAGCCGGGAACACCCCCCGAAAUGGGGUACGUUCCGCCUCAAAAAACGCAGUACUAUAGGUCGAUAACGAGUGCUCCUUAUCACAAUGCGAUUCAAACGGAGACUUCCAACGUCGUACAUUUUAACGAAGCUAGUGAGAAUUGUAGGAGAACGGUGAGUCUGCAGCAGACCACCAAGGUGAUUAAAUUUGGGGAUCAAAGGAGGGAGGAGUCUAAGUUGGAGCCGUUUCCGUUUAAGGCGGAGCCUGAACGACAGAGGCGUAGUCGGGGUCCUCCUCCUCCCAAACCUACGAAGUUCGUUCCGGGAGAAUUCCGAGAAAGCGAUUAUGAGAGUGAAGUUGAAAGUGCUCGGAUUAAACCCAAGUGGGCUCCGAGUGGUAGCGACUCAGAAGGGUAUCAUUACAGGCCGGUGAAGGCACCACCUGCUUCUCAUCGUUCUUUAAGUCUACCGAGCCGACAAGAGCGGGUUUUGUCGCCUUUGGAAUUUGAUCAGCCGCCUUUGAUGCCGUCUACUGUUACAACCACUGAUGUGACAGACGGCGAAGUACACAAGAGACACGAAAGCAGUUACAAGAGAUUUACGGAGAGUAAAUCAGGGAAGGUUGUGACUAGGAGUAGGUCUUUCGAGCCUCCAGUUAGGCACGAUUUGCAUCCGGGAAGUCCUCCAGAGUAUGGAUUUAUCGCCGAUAAUAAAAUUACGAAAGCUCAAGCAACGAAAAUGGCCUCGCACCAUAUGGAUAGCAUGACCCAUGCGUUCAAAUCGACGACCCAAAAGUUCGCCAGAGACAUAAUGGGUGACGUCAAUAAGCAACCCCAGCCGAAACCUGUUGUGAAAGUGGAAGACGGUGACGCUCAAGUGUAUCGGGAAGAAACCAGAGCAGCUCAAUACGGUACGAAACACGUAGAUCCCGAUACAGGCCUCAUCUAUUUCAAGUACGAUUUUGGUUACGAGUUCGGUAUUAUUCUUCCCGGUGAAAGCAAGCAAGGGGAGAUCCCGGUCCCUAAAAAGACCAUAAUCGAGCCUCCGAAACGCACUGGUGAUAUUGAAAUGCCGGUGUAUCACGAAAGUUCUAAGAAAGAUUCGACUCCUCAAUUCCGCCCGAAGAAGUUUACUCCUUCCAGUAAAAAUGUCAAGUGGGAACCGACCUCCGAAAGCGAGAUGUCAGAGUACGAAGGCGAAAAUAGGAAGCGUGGUGCUACCUUGCAAGGUUCGAGAUGGGACCAGUCUUCUUGUAGCCCUGUAUCUCUAUCACCUAGUUUACCUAGUACAUCUCCGGCUUUUAAUAGUGCACUUGCAGCCUCGGGGAGAAAGGGAGCCGAGACUCCGCCUAGCUGCCCUAGCACCCCGGGAAGUACCCACGGCAAAGUUUCGCAAAAUGCGGCACAAGCCCGCGCACCUAUGUUCAUAACGCCCCUCCGCAACAUUGCCGUCGUGAGCGGCCAACCCGCCAAAUUCGAGUGCAUCGUGCAGUCAGAGCCGCCCCCACACAUCCUAUGGUCGAAGAACGGCCGAAUCAUCGAAAACUCAAACGACUACCAGCUUCAUUACCGCAACGGAGUGUGCCGACUGACCAUCUCGCAAGCGUACCCUGAGGACGCAGGGACCUACAGUUGCACGGCCACCAACUCCGUGGGUUCGACCAACACCACAGCGACUCUCCAGGUGCCAGGAGUACCAUCUCAUAUGUAUGGAACGUAUCGUCAGCUGAAAACCGGUCGAAGGAGCGCUUCACCUGAAUUAGAAUUCUACAAGCGUCCUGAAUCUCCUCAAAAUUCUUCAGCUGUGCAAGGCGGCCAGAUCCAGCAACAGGGCUAUCAGCAGAUUGCCGGAUUCGGCCCCAACGCCCAACCCCCUGUUUUCGAGAAGGUCUUUAGCAAUGCUCGUUUUGCCCAAGGAGGCGUGGCAUCCUUCGAAGGUCGCGUCACCGGCAAACCGCAACCGGAAGUAACUUGGGCCCGCAAAGGCGCCCCCCUUCUCUCAUCCAAUAAGCACCGACUAACCUACAACGAAACGACUGGAGACAUUACGUUCCAGAUAAACCAAAUCGGCCCAGGCGACGAAGGCGAAUACGUCUGUACGGCCAAAAACCAGUAUGGCGCCGCCAUAUGCUCGGUAUUCAUUCAACCGGAAGGCUUCCCGAUGCCUCAGAGGCAGGCCUUCCAACGACACGAACAAACCACGACCUACUCGAAUGGGACUUUCGUCCAAGAAGACUUUAAAAUUGAUACUUUCGAGUACAGACUGCUCCGAGAAGUGUCCUUCAGGGAAUCGAUAACGAGACGGUUCGUCGGCGAGAGUGAUUACCAGUUGUCGACGACAGUCGAGAGGUCGUUGGGUCCACCCGCUCCACCACAAAUCUCGCAGAAGCCGAGGAAUUCCAAGCUGCUUGAAGGGUCAGAUGCGGUAUUUUCCGCCAAAGUAUCCGCCAAUCCGAGACCCAGGAUCACCUGGUUCAGAAAUGGCCAAAGAAUCACAGAAACGUCCAAAUACGAGUCUAGUUUCUCGAAUAACCAAGCGACGUUGAGAGUCAAACAGGCCACUUCUGAAGACUCCGGACAUUACACCUUGUUGGCAGAAAAUCCACAAGGGUGUAUCGUUUCUUCGGCUUACUUGGCCAUCGAACCAGUCACCACCCAAGAAGGCUUGAUCCAUGAAUCCACCUUCAAGAGCCAGCAAACCGAAAGCGAACAAACUGAUACUGGAAAGACCUUAGCCCCCAACUUCGUGCGAGUUUGUGGCGACAGAGAUGUCACCGAAGGAAAAAUGACCCGUUUUGAUUGUCGAGUCACCGGAAGACCUUAUCCGGAGGUUACGUGGUACAUUAAUGGUCGCCAGGUCACUGAUGACCACAACCACAAAAUUCUCGUCAACGAGUCAGGCAAUCACGCCCUCAUGAUCACUACGGUUAGUCGCAUAGAUUCCGGUGUGGUCACUUGCGUGGCCCGCAAUAAAACCGGAGAGACAUCCUUCCAGUGCAAUUUGAAUGUUAUCGAGAAGGAGCAAGUGGUAGCGCCUAAGUUUGUUGAACGGUUCACCACUGUCAAUGUAAGAGAAGGAGAACCCGUUUUGCUUAACGCCAGAGCCGUUGGCACCCCCACCCCACGAAUCACUUGGCAGAAGGACGGUGUCCCUUUGUCUAGUAGUCAUGAAAUCAGAAUCGCGAUUGACGGUGGAGCCUCUUCCUUGGAUAUUCCAAGGGCCAAGGCGUCGGAUGCUGGUUGGUACCAAUGUACCGCACAGAAUGUGGCCGGCUCCACCGCGACUCGCGCCAGGUUGUUUAUAGAGACACCUCAAGGUCCCGCACAAGAACCGAGACGCUUACAUCUACCCCGACCGACGAAAGUCAUCGAACCUGAACCCGAACCUGGUCCAGAAGUGAUCUACCUCCGUCAUGUUGAACGCGCGAAGCCGCACGCUGCGGCUCCCGAAGAAGAUAGGGUGUAUCCCCCACCCCAGUUUAUUAUUCCGUUACAGGACGCAGUUCAGUUUGAAGGAGGCAAAAUUCAUUUCGAGGCCAGGAUUGAACCAGUUGGAGAUCCCACCAUGCGUGUGGAAUGGUUCGUUAAUGGAAGACCCCUAGAAGCUAGUUCCCGAGCCACUAUAGUGUUCCGUUUCGGCUUCAUCGCCUUAGACCUCAUCAGUCUUGUUUUAAGAGAUAGCGGCGAGUACGUUUGCCGCGUGACUACCGCGACCGGCUGCGUGGAAUCCAGAGCUAUGCUCAGCGUUAAUCCCCGCGCUUCUAUUGAACAGACGAGUCAGCACCCAGACAGUCUGAAAUACAUCCAACAACUUGAAGAUUACUCCAAAUACCAACGAAGCGAAAGCCUCGAGGAGUCAAUCAACCAGAAACCUCACUUCAUCCGUCCACUCCAAGAUCUUGGCGAACUGCAGGAGGGACGCAACGCGCAUUUCGAAGCGCAACUUACCCCAGUCAGUGACCCCACGAUGAAAGUGGAGUGGUACAAAGAUGGCCGACCAAUCACUGCCAGUUCAAGAAUCACUACCAUCUUCAACUUCGGCUACGUCUCUCUCAACAUAAUGCACCUACGGGCCGAAGAUGCAGGUUCUUACACUGUGCGAGCUGUGAAUAGGCUCGGGGAAGCUAUCAGCAGUAGUACACUGCAAGUUUAUGCCAGGUCUACAGUCACCGGAGAUUUGGGAAUUCCGGAACAACAAAGAUACAUCGAAAAAGUCGAAGAGUUGGAAGCUUACCAACAACAACAACACCAAAAAUACGUUUUAGAAACGCCCGAAAGUUCCCAACCUCCAGAAUUUAAAACGCCAAUUAAAGACCAGAUAGGUAUCCGCGAAGGAGGUUUCGCGCAUUUUGAAGCCAGACUGGAACCCGUGGGAGACUCCACUCUUAAGGUUGAAUGGCUUAAGGAUGGUCGACCUGUAGAAGCGAGUUCGAGAAUCACCAGUUUCUUCAAUUUCGGUUACGUCGCGUUGACCAUCAAAGACGUAACGAUCCACGAUGUGGGUAAUUACACUUGCAGGGCGUAUAACGCUCUCGGCCAAGCCGUCACCAACGCGCAACUGAGUGUGGUGAGCAAGAAAGAUAUCAUUUUCGACUCGCAACAUCCUGGCGGCCUUGAAAAAAUUCAGUAUCUUGAAGAUACGAGCCGCUUCAGUCGCACCUCUAAAGAAGAGGUCACAGUUACACAAAAACCAAGGUUUUUGGGACCACUUAAAGGUACUAAUAAGAUAGUUGAGGGCCAACGUGCGCAUUUUGAGGCACGUGUUGAGCCUCAAAGUGAUUUGACUUUGAAAAUUGAAUGGUACUUUAAUGGCAAACCCAUACAGAGUGCUAAUAGAAUACAAACAUAUCAUGAUUUCGGGUACGUGGCACUCGACAUCACUAGUGUGAGGGAAGAAGAUUCCGGAACUUACACAGUCGUUGCAAGAAAUGCUUUAGGUGAAGCACAGUUGUCAGCCAGCAUGGUUGUUGAAACACGUGCCAGCAUUGACACUAGAAGCAUGCACCGCUCGGCUUUCGACAAGACACAAAGACUUGAAGAAUCCAAAUUCGUAGAACCACACUACGACAUUGUUGAAACAUCAAAAUCUAAACCCAUUUUCGUCGUACCUCUCUCUGACCCACAACCUCUAAGUGAGGGACGCAACGUUCAUUUAGAAUGUCGCUUGGAACCAAUGGGAGACCCCACCAUGAGAGUUGAGUGGUUCUGGAAUGGAAGACCUAUCACCGUAGGUUCUAGAUUCAGAACAUACAACGACUUUGGAUUCGUCGCUCUCGAUAUUAUCCACGCCACCGCUCUAGAUUCUGGAGAAUAUACAGUACGAGCUGUCAAUCAACUCGGCUCUGCUCAUACCUCUGCCUGUGUUCGAGUAAUCGAACGAUCCGACAUCAUAACCGAAACCCAACAUGAACAAUCACUUGAACAAAUUCAAAUGCUUGAAGAUUCGUCCAGAUACCGUAAACACGUGAAUGAGGACGUUACAGUUUCACAAGCUCCUCAGUUCACCCGUUCUUUGCAUAACAUUGAAACCGUUGAAGGCACUAACGUCCAUAUGGAAUGUCGUCUUCAACCAAUCGGUGACCCCAGCAUGAGAGUGGAUUGGUUUUGUAACGGAGUACCCGUAAAAACCGGUCACAGAUUCCGUCCAGCCUACGAUUUUGACUACGUCGCCCUCGAUCUCCUUAGCGUUUAUCCAUCAGAUUCCGGAAUAUAUACUUGCCAAGCUCGCAACCAACUAGGCGAAGCUGUAACAUCAUGCUCGGUAAAAGUUAUCGCAAAAAAGGAUUUGCUUCUGGAGACGCAACAUCCAGCAGGUCUUGAGAAAAUACAAUACCUUGAAGACGCUUCCAGAUACAAGCGUACUGAAUUUGUUGACGAACAGGUCACAGUUAAACCCAAAUUUGUCACCCGUCCUAAGAACCUAGAAAACAUGGUUGAAGGCCAUCAUGCACACUUUGAGUGCAAACUGGAACCCGUCACUGACCCAAAUUUGAAAGUCGAGUGGUUCAAAAACGGACGACAGAUUACGAUUGGACACAGAUUUAGACCGAUCCAUGAUUUUGGAUACGUCGCUUUAGACAUCGUCGACUUGAUUGCCGAAGACUCUGGUACUUACACCUGCAGAGCCACCAAUAUGAUGGGUGUCGACGAAACUACAUGCGUUCUUAGAUGUAGAGCUUCCGGUCAAAUUAUUACAAGCACUCAGAAUGAAAUAGGUCUGCAACAAAUCCAACAUUUGGAAGAUCGCUCCAAAUACCAUCGCGCUGAAGAAAUAGAAGAGCGCACUACUCAAGCUCCAAUCUUCACUACUUCUCUGAAAAACAUUGACAUUAAAGAAGGUCAGAGGGCCCAUUUUGAGUGCAGGUUGAUCCCAGUGUCCGAUGCUACGAUGAAAGUCGAGUGGUUCCACAACGGGCAACCAUUAAAAUCUGGUUCAAGGUUUACUGAAACUAACAACUUUGGUUUCGUCGCCUUAGAUAUUUUGUACGCGUAUCCAGAAGAUUCCGGUACUUACACGUGCAGAGCUACCAAUAUUUUGGGAGAAGCUGUAACCUCAGCCGUCUGCAACGUCCAUUCGAAGAAAUCUAUUUAUUCAGAAUCCGUCCACGAGGGCGCUCUUCAACGUUUGACUCAAUUGGAAGAUGCUUCUCGAUACCAGAGACAAGUCGUUCAAGAAGAAGUCGUUAAUCAAGCACCAGUUUUUACUUUACCGAUCAAGGACUUGAGAGUCGCUGAAAAUCAAGCUGGUCAUUUCGAAGCCAGAUUAAUUCCAGUCGGAGAUGCAAGACUCAAGGUUGAGUGGCUUCGUAAUGGAGUACCAAUUCAAGCUUCUAACCGACUCACCACCAUGCACGAUUUCGGUUACGUAGCCCUUAAUAUGAAAUACGUCAAUCCUGAAGACUCAGGUACCUACACUUGCCGCGCUGUCAACGAUUUAGGUGAAGCUGUAACUUCAGCCACCUUGUUCGUCCAAUCCAAAGCUUCCCUUCAAUUGGAAUCACAGCACGAAGGCGCUUUGCAAAAACUCCGCCAACUGGAAGACUCCACCAAGUACCAGCGCCGUGAAGAAGAAGAAGUCAUUGUAACUCAAGCUCCUAAAUUCAGUGUCCAACUGAAUGGACCAACUGAUCUAAUUGAAGGACAAAGCGCUCACUACGAGUGCCGCAUUGAACCAUACCCUGACCCAAGCAUGAAGGUUGAAUGGUUGCAUAACGGACAACCUUUAACAACUGGACAUAGGUUCAGAACAGCAUACGACUUUGGUUUUGCCAGUCUUGACAUUCUCACAGUCUAUGCUGAAGACUCUGGAGAAUAUACCUGCAGAGUGACCAACCGCUUGGGUCAAGCACAGUCGUCAGUAAAUACCAACGUUAAAUCUAAGUCAUCUAUAAUUCGUGAAACUCAACACGAAGAAGCUUUACAAAAGAUUCAACACCUUGAAGAUGAAUCUCGCUACAAGAAAGUAACUCAAGAGGAAGCUAUUUUACUAGAGAAGCCGCAAUUUGGUCGUGGCUUAAAAACCAUUGAGAACCUACCUGAAGGUUCUAGUGCCCAUUUGGAGGCCACCUUAACACCAGUCAAUGAUCCUACAAUGAGAGUAGAAUGGUUCUGUAACGGCCGUCCCAUUCAAACUGGUCAUCGUUUCAAAACCACCUACGACUUUGGUUUCGUAGCCCUUGAUAUUCUUUACGCUUAUGCUGAAGAUUCAGGAACUUACAUGUGCAGGGCAAGAAACGCAGCCGGUGAGGCUGUUACCACAGCCAACGUUGAAGUAAUUGCCAAAUCCGGACUGUACCUUGACACCAUGGAUGAACAAAGACUUAAGAAGAUCCGUGAUCUUGAAAGCUACGAGCGCCCCAAAAAGGAAGAAGUGGAAGCCCCACAACAACGUCCGGUCUUCCUUACGCCAUUGGUCAGCCUCGAAAAUCUAAAAGAAGGUGACCACGCACAUUUAGAAUGUAGAGUGGAACCAGUCAACGAUCCUAACCUCAAGAUAGAUUGGUUCGUCAACGGCGUUAAACUGAAAGCAGGUCACAGGUUUAGGACAACCCACGACUUUGGUUACGUUGCUUUGGACAUAUUGUACACUUACGCCGAAGAUAGUGGCACUUACAUAUGCAAAGCCACUAAUUUAGUAGGAGAAGCUGUUAAUACAUGCACUAUUAAAGUCGGUGGUAGGAAGAAUAUCCUGCUGGAAACUCACCAUCCUGAAGGUCUUGAAAAAAUAAGAGAACUAGAGGCCCAAGGUCGUCCUACUCGAUUGGAGGUCGAGGAACCUAUCCCAACGCCUCCUCGUUUGGUAACAGAACUACGCGGCACCACCGAAAUAUAUGAAGGCCAAACUGCGCACUUUGAAGCGCAAGUGGAACCAAUCCAUGAUCCUAACCUCAGAAUUGAAUUUUAUCACAACGGCAAACCUCUACCUUCUGCCGCCAGAUUCCACAUUACCUUCGAUUUUGGUUACAUCGCUUUGGAUAUCGGACAUGUGGUACCCGAAGAUGCUGGUGAAUACUCAGUCAAAGCCAUCAAUAAUCUAGGACAGUGCACAUCUUCAAUCAACUUGAAGGUCAUCGCUAAAGAUAACAUCAUCUUAGAGUCUCAGCGACCUGAAGGUUUAGAUAAAAUCAGACAGUUAGAAGAACACGUGCCUUACAAGAGACCUGAACAUGAGGAACCAGCCACAAGGCAAAGACCAGUCUUUACCCAACCUCUUCAGAACAUCGACUCUAUUCCAGAAGGUCAAACGGCUCACUUUGAAUGCCGCCUUAUCCCAGUUGGUGAUCCUACACUCAAAGUGGAAUGGUUCCGCAACGAAAAACCUUUGGAGGAUAGUUCCAGAAUCACAAAGGUGCAUGACUUUGGUUUCGUCUCCCUUGACAUCACACACGUUCGUGAUGAAGACGAAGGUGUCUACAUCUGUCGGGCUUCCAAUCCUCUGGGAGAAGCUGUCACGACUGCUUCUAUGAAAAUUAGAACCAAAGCCAGCAUCCAGUUGGAAACUCAACACCCAGAAGCUCAACGCAAGAUUGCUCAGCUCGAGCAACCUCUCGCUCCACGCCCAGAAGAACCAGAAAGACAUUUCGAGAAACCCAUCUUUACUCAAAUUCUCACUGGGCCUACAGAAUUGUGGGAAGGACAACAUGCCCACUUCGAAGCUAGAGUCGUACCAGUUGGUGACCCCAAUUUGCGCUUCGAAUGGUACGUCAAUGGAGUUGAGCUCAAGCUGGGUUCCAGAUUUAAAGUAACCCACGACUUCGGUUUUGUCACACUCGACAUUAUGUCUACGGUACCAGAAGACUCUGGAGUUUACAUGUGCAAAGCUAUUAACAAGUCCGGAGAAGCCGUGUCGUCAAUCUCGAUGAAAGUUAAGUCUAAAUCCAACAUUGUAGGAGAUACACUACAGCCCGACGCAUGGCAGAAGAUCCAGCUCAAAGAGGCUGAAAUGAACAAAGUACCUGAAAUGUUCGUGGACACCACCCCCCAGCAACCUCCAGUUUUCACUACCCAUCUUCAAAGUUACGAUAAACUGGUUGAGGGACAACACGUGUAUCUCGAAGCUCAAGUCGAACCCAGAGCUGAUCCAAAUCUUAGAAUCGAAUGGUUCAAGAAUGGUGUCACCUUAACCACCGGAACGAGAUUGCGUAGUACAUUCGAUUUUGGUUUGGUGACUUUGUCCAUUAAUGGAUUGAGAGAUGAUGACUCGGCAAUUUACACCUGCAAGGCUACCAAUUUGUUGGGUGAAGCCAUUUCAACUUGCACGCUCAAAAUUGAAGACCGUCAUUGGCUACUCGGCCAGACUCUUCACCCAGAUGCUAUCCCGAAACUUGAGGCUUUGGAAAGACCGCAAGAACCUCGUGCUGAACAAGCAGAACCAACAUACGAGCUUCCGAUAUUCAUCAGCCAUUUGAACAAUGUCGAGUGUAUGGAAGGGGAUAACGUUCACUUCGAAUGCAACGUGGAACCUUCCAAGGACCCCACUCUCAAAAUCGAGUGGUUCGUCAACGGGAAACCUCUACCGUCUGGUACAAAAUAUAAGUCGACUUACGACUUUGGAUACGUAGCACUUGACUUAAAUCAUGUCUAUGAGCACGAUGCCGGAAUCUAUACUUGCAAGGCCACCAACAGCAAGGGUUCAGCAACCACUUCUGGUUCACUCCGCGUUACGUCAAAAACCAACAUUUAUCUUGACACCCAGCAUCCACAAGGAAAAGCUGGUUUAGAAGCCAUCUUGGACACUGAAGAGGCAUUCGCUGCUAAAUACAGACGUGCAGACAGCGCACCUGAGCACGAUUUCGCUAAACCGAUCUGGACUACCCCACUGAACCCUGAAUUUAGACUUGUAGAAGGCCAAGCUUUACACUUAGAGGGUGUCGUAGAACCUAAAAAUGAUCCUAAUCUUAAGAUCGAAUGGUUCUUCAACGGCAAAUCUUUGGACCAUGGUACUAGAUUCAAACUCACCAGCGACUUCGGUUUUGUCACUCUUGACCUCACCGAUGUCUACGAAAGAGACCAAGGCAUUUACACCUGCAAAGCGUCCAACAAAGUCGGUGAGGCUUUCACUUCUACCACGAUCUACUGCACAAGCAAAGCCAACCUGAUCGAACGCACUCAACACCCGAAAGGACAAGAAGGAUUGGAGAAAAUACAAGAUCUUGAGGAUUCUCUCAACAGACCUGAAGCCCAAAUUCCGGAGAAGGAUGAAGGACACGCACCUGUGUUUACUUCAGAGUUUACUCACCUCACUAAUCUUAGUGAAGGCGAAAUUGCUCAUGUUGAAGCUGGUUUAACACCCAUCGGGGACCAAACUAUGGUGGUUGAGUGGUUCUACAACGGCAAAACCAUCGAAGCCUCCCAUCGUUUCAGAACCGUUCACGCUUUUGGAAUGGUGGUGUUGGAAGUUUUAGGAUGCAAAAUUGAAGAUUCUGGUACUUACACUUGCAAAGCUACCAACAAAUGGGGCGUUGCUGAACAAAGCGUCACUCUCGAGUGUACCGAAAAGAUCAAGGGACAGAAACCCAAAUUUACGACCCAGAUUCAAGAUAUUGUUGGUCUCAAAGACGGUCAAUCCGCGCACUUUGAAUGUACUUUGGUACCUGUUAACGAUCCUGACUUGAAAGUCGAGUGGUACCAUAAUGAGCAACAGAUCCUUCAAUCCUCGAGGAUUAAGACCGUUUCUGACUUUGGUUUCGUGGUGAUGGACAUCUCGUACAUCCAAGACCACGAUUCUGGUGAAUAUGUCUGUAGAGCUUACAACAAAUACGGCGAAGAUUUCACAAGAGCCACUAUCUCUGCACAUGGCAAAGGUGGAGUAUUCUCAGAGACUCUACAACCUGACUCUCUCGCAAAGAUUAGAGAGCUGGAAAGUCUGCAGGGACAACAAGCUCAAGUACCUACCACUCCAGUAACAGAACCACCUAAAUUCAUAACACAAAUACAAGAUGUGACUAAACUCGUUGAAGGACAAAGUGCCCACUUUGAGGCCAGACUGACACCAGUGACUGACCCCGACUUGGUCGUAGAAUGGUACUACAAUGGCAAAAAGUUACCACAUGGACACAGAUAUCGUACUUUCCACGAUUUCGGCAUCGUGAUUCUAGAUAUUUUGUACUGCUACGAAGAAAAUUCCGGUAUUUAUGAAUGCAGGGCCUAUAAUAAAUAUGGCGAAGAUAGCACAAAAGCCAACUUGAAAUGCGUCUCUAAGGCUAAUUUGAUCCUGGACUCGCAACUGCCGCGGGGCAUGGAAGGCGGAUUAGAGAAGAUUCAAACUUUGGAAGAUUCUCUAACUCGUCAAAGAGACGAAAAAGUAACGGAAGAAAAAGGCAGAGCCCCCGUUUUUACGGUACCACUCUCCAACGUGGACAACCUAAGAGAGGGUGAGAGUGCUCACUUCGAAGCCCGACUUAUUCCAACCGACGAUCCUAAACUGAAAGUCGAAUGGUUCUGGAAUGGCAAACCGUUGAGAACUGGUUCCAGGUUCCGUACCUUCUGCGAUUUUGGUUUUGUUAUUUUGGAAAUCUCGCCUGUUUACCCCGAGGACUCUGGGGAGUACUCAUGCCGUGCCUUUAACGACUACGGUGAGGCUGUUACUACCGCCUCCAUGAAAGUUCAAGGAAAGAGAAGCAUUAUCCUUGAAUCCCAACUACCAAAGGGCAUGGAAGGCACUAUUGAUAAAAUCGCGGAACUUGAAGGGCUUGGAGUGAUUCCAUCUCAGGCUACACCUGACGACGACACAGGCAGGCCACCAGAAUUCAUAACUACGCCCUCUGACUUGACUCUCGGUGAAAAUGCGUUGGCUCACUUCGAAUGCAAGCUGAUCCCAGUCAACGACCAGAGUAUGAGAGUGGAGUGGUUCCACAAUGGUAAAGCUUUGUGGGCAGGUUCUAGAAUCAAGACCAUCAACGACUUCGGUUUCGUAAUUCUUGAAGUAUCCGGUGUUUAUCAGAGAGAUUCCGGGUUGUACACUUGCAAAGCCACCAACAGGCAUGGCGAGGCUACAGUUUCAUGUAAGUUGCAAGUAAGAGGUCGCACGGGCAUCAUCUUAGAACCUCAAUUACCAUCGAACUUCAAAUCCGGAACUGAAAGCAUUCAAAAACUUGAAGAGACGCUUUACAAACGCGAGGAAAUCACAACUGAAGAAGAGAAACCAAAUCCUCCGAGGUUUAUUGUUGAAAUUAAGGACAACGUCGAUGUUCCUGAAGGCGGUCCAGUGCACUUUGACUGCCGCGUGGAACCCACGAAUGAUCCGACCAUGCGUAUUGAUUGGUUCCACAAUGGACGACCUUUUGCCACUGGUUCCAGAGUUCACCAAAUCAACGACUUUGGCUUCAUUUCGUUAGAUAUUGACUACACUUACUCCAGAGAUGCAGGAGAAUACAUUUGCAGAGCCACCAACAAGUGGGGCUCCGCUACCACCAAAGCAACCGUAACCUCAAAGUCCAAACGUAACAUUGACUACGAGUCUCAACUUCCAGCGGGCAUGAGCGCCGAGAAACUCAAAGAACUGGAACGUGGUAAAGUUUCUGAGAAACCACAAGAAGACAAGACUUAUUCUCCGCCUAAGUUUAUUACACAAAUUGAAUCGACGACGAUCGAAGAAUCAGAAUCGGUUCGUUUUGAAUGCCGCGUUGAACCAAAAGAUGAUCCCAAACUGCGUAUUGAAUGGUACAGGAACGGAAAACUGUUACCGUCUGGACACCGUUACAGAACUGUGUACGACAUGGGAUUCGUUUCCCUUGAGAUAUUAUACGUAUACGCAGAGGAUUCUGGAGAAUAUGUGUGCCGAGCUGUUAAUGACUACGGCGAAGACUUCACCAAAGCAAAUGUUACGUGCAAAAAGUUGCCCAAUAUCAUUCUCCAGAACCAAGUGCCUAAGGGCAUGAAGAGAUCAGAAACUCUCAUGCAGAUGGAAGCUGCUAUUAAAAAAUACACAUCAGAGAUUCAUUUAACUGAAGAUGACUUAUACGACGUUGACAAGAAGCAACCACCACGAUUCGUUACACAAAUUCUGAAUCAAGAAACGUUGGUUGAAAUGCAGACUACGAAAUUCGAAUGCCAGCUGGCACCAGUUGGUGAUCCUAACAUGAAAGUGGAGUGGUUCUUCAACGGGAAACCUCUUCCACACAAAAAUCGCUUCACCCCGAUUUACGAUUUUGGCUACGUUGCAAUGAACUUCGGCUGGGUGUACCCCGAAGACAGCGGUGAAUAUCUUUGCCGCGCUACCAAUUUGUACGGUAUGGACGAAACUAGAGCCAUCAUUAAGACAGCUGGCAAGCCUGGAAUUAUCUAUGACUCACAAUUACCGAAAGGUAUGAAGAGUAUUGAAAAGAUCAGAGAAUUGGAGGCCGCUUGGCAAGUGGUACCUGAGGAAGCUAGCGAGGAGAGCAAACCUCGCUCCGCUCCAGUCUUCGUCAGUAGGCCUGAACCUUGCGCCGUUCAAGAAGGUGAUUGGGCCAGGUUCUGCUGCCGGGUGACUGGACAUCCGCGACCACGUGUCAUGUGGUUGGUCAACGGUCACACAGUUGCUAACGGAUCGCGCUACAAGCUUACCUACGACGGCAUGUACCACAUGGACAUCCCAAAGACUCGCCAGUACGACACCGGUAAAGUAGAAGUGAUCGCUCGCAGCUCCGUCGGUGAAGCCAUCGCCGAAACAGAACUGAAGGUCGUUCCUAGACACGAUGAUUACAGAGGGGUUCUUAAGAAUUCGCCAAGACCAUGGUACGAUCUCGAGUUGACUCAGUACCAAAAGGAGCGCGCUGAAACUGAACUCGAACGAAUUUUCGACGAACGUAACACGCUGCAACGCGAACAAGGUAUUAACGUCACGGGAGUUCACGUUCAGUCUAAAGACUUCAAAGAGGCAGAAACGGAAUGGCAGAAGUCGGUUAAGACUAAGAAAACCGAUGACUACUACAACAAGUUGCAAGAACUUGAAAAUGAACAAGUAAUCAAAGAAAUCAAACUGAGGGAAUCGUCACACCAGUUUGCUAUUCCGGGCGAGAAAGUCGUGUCGAGUUCGUUGGCCAGAGGGAUGGCACAGAAAUAUCAAGAAACCUUGGAACAAAAACCUGAAAAAGUUGAUCUCAGACCCAUCCCACACUUACCCAAAGAAACCCAACAAGUCACACCACACCGUGAUCUAGUGCAGCUGAGAAGGACCGACAAAGGCAAAGAAAUGGGAGAAGAACGCGAAGUUAUCAUCGAUUCAAAGAGGGGUGCUUAUCCACCAGACCCCACCGAAUCCGGUGUCCACGGACGUGAAGUCUACGUCACCAAACAACGUCAAACACAGAAAGAAAACGUCGGAGAUACAGAAAUUACUCGUCAUAUCACAGCCACCGAAACCACAGACGUUGAACACAAAGCCAAAACGCAAGAGCGGUUAGUCCAAGGACAGGUACUUCCCAGCAACCCACCCGUCUUUACCAAGAAGAUCCAGCCUUGUUUAGCUUUUGAGAACACAUCAGCCCGAUUUGAAGUUGAAUUCGACGGUGAUCCACUACCUAAGAUCACAUGGUUCCGUGAAGACUUCCCCAUUACGAGCUCCCCAGACUUGACCAUCUACACCUUCAGUACUAAGUCGAUUCUAGUCCUGCGCCAAGUCUUCGUGGAAGACUCUGGUGUCUUCAGCGUUGUCGCCGAAAAUCGCGGCGGUACCGCUAAAUGUAGCGCCAAUUUGGUUGUUCAAGAACGCAGAAGCCAAGCUAGAGGAGGAGUAGUACCACCUAGCUUCGUCACCACGAUACAAAGUGCUGCUUCCAACGUAGGUCAACUAGUAAGAUUUGACGCCCGCAUCAACGGUACUAAACCCAUCGAUGUGUACUGGUUGAAGAACGGCAAGAAGAUCGUCUCAGACAUCCGCUACAAAACUCUAGAAGAAGACGAAGUCCACACACUUCUCAUCAUCGAAGUAGUACCCGAAGACUCCGGAAAGUACGAAUGUGUGGCCAUCAACAGCGGAGGUGAAGCCCGUUGUGAAGCCGAUUGCGUGGUACAAAGACCCGCUACGCCGUCGAAACCCGCUAAACCUACCACUCCCACUAGCGAGAAAGCACCCACCAUUGUGGAGCCCUUGAAGGACCAGAAAGUACGCGAAGGCCAAGCUGUGGCUUUCCGUUGCAAAGUCGCCGGUAAACCGGCACCCACGAUCAAGUGGCAGAAGGGCGACAAGAUCAUCAAACCGUCGAAGUAUUUCCAAAUGGUCAAAGAUGGGGAUAAUUAUACGCUGAAGAUCUCAGAAGCAUUCCCUGAAGAUGAGGGUGUGUACAAGUGUGUAGCUACGAAUCCUGCCGGUACGGUCACUUUACAAGCUAAUUUGAAAGUACUGGCACCGGAAACGCAAGAAGUAGCACCUUCGUUGACACCGAUGAAGGAUGUUAUCGUACCUGAGGGAAGUCCUGCUCAGUUUAAAACUACUGUUGCUGGGAAACCCAAACCGACCAUUCAGUGGUUGAGGGAAGGGUUCCUGAUUCCCGAUUCGCCAGAUUUCCAGAUGAUCCAUGAGGGCAACAACGCAGUCCUUCUGAUCUCAACGACGUACGAAGAAGACUCCGGCACGUUUACAUGCAGAGCGACUUCUUCGGCAGGCCAAGUGGAGCGUUCCGCCAAACUGAUCGUCAAAAGCCGUCCAGGAACUUACCGCAAACCAGCAACAACAGACCUCACUUCCAAAGAUGCCACCAAAACCGGAAAACAACCUCAGUUCGGUCCUGGACAAGGAGGUCCAGGUCAAACCACGCAGAAAUUCGUACCUGGUUCAAAAGGUGGCGUGCAACCAAUGGAUGAAGAUGAACUUCCUCUUGGUGAUGAAACCUUACCUUGGCGUCGGACACCUAAACCUCAGAAAGUUGUGGGUGUUGAUGAGCAAAAACCACAACAGGCUCAACCUUGGACACAAGGGCAGAUAAGUUUGAAGAAGACGCAAAGACCAACGAAGGAGAUUACCAAAGAACAAGUAGAAGAGGUACAGCUGAAACCGUCCAGACCUCAAACUAAAGAAAUCCCCAGAGCUGAAUUGGAAAGGGUUGAUCUCAAACAUAGGACCAAAUUUACGAGUGAAGAAAAGACUGAAGAAGUUACUUCUUGGGACAGACGCGUUGAGAGUGAGGAUACUACGUUGUUGGAGAUUGACGAAAGAAGAAGAGUACAAAAGACUGAUACUUUGCAAACGAAAGACUGGCGUGGGCCUCGGCCACGAACUGAUAAAGAUACUAGGCGAGAAGUUGAAGACACGACUUUAUUGUCUGUAGACGAAAGAGAGAGAACUGAAGAAAGCAAGAAGACUGAAGUCAAGGAUUGGCGUAGAUCUAGAAAAGAUGAUACGAGUUUAGAACGACGCAGGGAUGUUGAAGAUACAACACUGCUUUCAGUUGAAGAACGGGAGAAAGUAAAACAAACCAAAGAAACAGAAACUAGAGGUUGGCGUAGACCUAGAAAAGAUGAUACGAGUGUGGAACGGCGAGAGGAGACGGAAGAUACAACUUUACUUAGUGUUGAUGAAAGAGAGAAAGUCACGGAGACAAGAGAAUUAGAAACAAGAGGUUGGCGCAGGCCGAAAAAAGAAGAACCAGUUGAAGACGUAACGGAAGCACCAAAGGAAGAACAAAUUCCUUGGAACAAACAAGAAAUAAAAUUAAAACCUGCACCAAAAGAACGGAAAGACAUUCCUAAACCGAAAAUCGAAGACGUGCAGCUGAAAUCAGCACGACCAGAAACAAAAACUAUUCCCAAAGAAGAAUUAGAACCGGUUACUCUAAAACCAGUAUCACUUAAGAUAAAACCAACAGAAACAGAUACAUUAGUUACCACAUACGACGAACAAUCAACUACAUUACAAGUAGAUGAAACCGAAGAAAGACGACCGUGGCGCAAGGUACGAAAACAGGAUGAGGAAGAAAAGUCUGAAGAAAUUAUAACACAAGAAGAAAAAGAAGAAAAACCACAAAUCAUUGAAAAGAAAGAGGAACCACUUCCAUGGAACAAACAACCAAUUACUUUAAGGAAAGCACCAAAAGAAAUCAAAGAAAUUCCAAAAGAGAAAAUAGAAGACGUUCAACUAAAACCAACACGACGUGAAAGUAAAACUAUUCAAAAAGAAGAAUUAGAAACAGUAGAUUUAAAAUCAGUGUCUCUGGAAAAAAUAAAAGCAACGAAAACCGAUAAACUGGUUACAGCACACAUCGAAGAUUCAACUACGUUACAAGUAGAUGAAACGGUGGAUGAAACAGAUAAAGCGAAGGUAAGAGAUUGGCGUAGACCCAGACGCGAAGAUGAAGAACAAGUUGAGGAGAUUCCAAAAGUUGAAAAGAAAGAAGAAAAACCACAAAUAAUUGAAGAAAAGAAAAAGGAACCCAUUCCAUGGAACAAACAAGAGAUUGUUCUUAAGAGGACACCACAUGAAUCUAAAGAAGUAGAAAAACCGAAACUAGAAGAAGUACAACUGAAACCAAUGAAACCUGAAAGUAAAACACUGCAAAAAGCGGAACUAGAAACAGUUGAUUUGAAAUCUGUGUCUCUUCAAAAAAUUAAAUCUCUAGACAUUGAAACUACCAAAUUAGAACAAGCAUACACUGAAGAUACGACAACUUUGAAAGUAGAUGAAAGAGUAGAGCCAAUUACAGCUACACAUAAGGAAGAAAGAGUACCAGAAGACGAAACAAUCCCGCAAGAAGACGAAAAGCCAAAAUUACAAGAACCCAAGCAGGAGGAAAUACCUUGGAAUAAACAAGAGAUUAAGUUAAAGAGAGUAGAAAGAGACAGAAAGGAAAUUUCUGUCCAAAAACUUGAAGAAGUAGAAUUGAAACAUGCGCGUCACGAACCCAAAGUGAUUCCUACAGAAGAAUUAGAAAUAGUGAAACUUAAACCGGUGUCUCUUGAAACAAUAAAACUUACAGAAAGUAGAGACAUACAGGAAGAGACUUCCGUUGAAGGUCAGGUUAAAGAAACUACCGAAAUCAAACAAUGGCGUAAAUCAAGUAAGCAAAGAACUCAUGAAGAACAGGUCGUAGACGUUACCGAAGAAACUGAGAAACGACACACCGAAGAGAAAUCAUUAAUAGAAAUCCGGGAACAAGAGAAAGUAGAAGAAAACAAACUGGAAACAAGAGGAUGGAGACGCGGUCCUAAAGAAACUCCAGAAACACUAGAACACAAACCACAGGAGCCUAAGGUAAUCGAAAAGAAGGAAGAAAUUCCGUGGAACAAACAAGAAAUUACUUUGAAACGUACUCCAAGAGAAGACAAAACAGUUGUUAAAGAAGAGCUAGAGAAAGUAACACUCAAAACAGUUAAGAAAGAUGUGAAGACUGAAGAAAGCCAAAGAGUUCAUACGGAGGACGAAAGUUAUAUUGACGUAGAAAAGACAGUAAAAGACGAGCAACAAAUAAGUAAGAGAUGGCGAAAAGAGCGAAAAGAUGCUGGUAAACCAGAAGAAGAACGACCCACUCACGUUGAAGAUACUACAUUAAUAAGUGCUCCUGAAGAAGAAUACAUUGAAGAGAAACCAGGGCAACCUCAGCCAGAAAUCAGAGGCUGGCGAAGACCUAGAACAGAAGAAAAAGUGACUGAUGAACAAAAACCAGCAGAGGAAGAAAAGCCAGUUGAAGAGCCAAAGCCUUGGCGCAAACCAAAACCAGCACCUAUUGAAAAACAAGAACCAGAACCAGCUCCCUGGACAAAGGGCGUUGAACUUAAGAGAACUCCCAAAGUAAUAAAACAAAUUGAAGAAGAAACAUUGGAAAGUGUAACUUUAAAACCAAUUCCUAAACCUUUGGUAGAACCACAAGAAGCCGUACUAUCCUCAGAAGAAUCAGACGAAGUUCAGUCGGUAGAGGACAGACUCGUACGAGUGAAAAAAUCCAAAAAACAAAAGAGAAGGCGGAAACCAGAUGAACAAACAGGGCUAGAAGAACAGGCUCCACAGGAAGUUGAACAAGAAAAACCGACAGAGGAAGAGAAACCAGCAGAGGAAGAAAAACCAGUUGAAGAGCCAAAGCCUUGGCGCAAACCAAAGCCAGCCCCUAUUGAAAAACAAGAGCCAGAACCAGCUCCCUGGACAAAGGGCGUUGAACUUAAGAGAACUCCCAAAGUAAUAAAACAAAUUGAAGAAGAAACAUUGGAAAGUGUAACUUUAAAACCAAUUCCUAAACCUUUGGUAGAACCACAAGAAGCCGUACUAUCCUCAGAAGAAUCAGACGAAAUUCAAUCGGUAGAGGACAGACUCGUGCGAGUGAAAAAAUCCAAAAAACAUAAGAGAAGGCGGAAACCGGGUGAACAAACAGGGCUAGAAGAACAGGUUCCACAGGAAGUUGAAGAAAAACCGACUGACGAAGAGAAACCAGCGGAGGAAGAACAACCAGUUGAAGAGCCAAAGCCUUGGCGCAAACCAAAGCCAGCACCUAUUGAAAAACAAGAACCAGAACCAGCUCCCUGGACAAAGGGCGUUGAACUUAAGAGAACUCCCAAAGUAAUAAAACAAAUUGAAGAAGAAACACUGGAAAGUGUAACUUUAAAACCAAUUCCUAAACCUUUGGUAGAACCACAAGAAGCCGUACUAUCCGCAGAAGAAUCAGACGAAGUUCAAUCGGUAGAGGACAGACUCGUGCGAGUGAAAAAAUCCAAAAAACAUAAGAGAAGAGGAAAACUAGAUGAACAAACAGGGCUAGAAGAACAAGCUCCACAGGAAGUUGAAGAAGAAAAACCGACAGAGGAAGAGAAACCAGCAGAGGAAGAAAAACCAGUUGAAGAGCCAAAGCCUUGGCGCAAACCAAAGCCAGCCCCUAUUGAAAAACAAGAGCCAGAACCAGCUCCCUGGACAAAGGGCGUUGAACUUAAGAGAACUCCCAAAGUAAUAAAGCAAAUUGAAGAAGAAACACUGGAAAGUGUAACUUUAAAACCAAUUCCUAAACCUUUGGUAGAACCACAAGAAGCCGUACUAUCCUCAGAAGAAUCAGAUGAAGUUCAAUCGGUAGAGGACAAACUCGUGCGAGUGAAAAAAUCGAAAAAACAUAAGAGAAGGCGGAAACCAGAUGAACAAACAGGGCUAGAAGAACAGGCCCCAGGAGAAGUUGAAGAAGAAAAACCGACAGAGGAAGAGAAACCAGCAGAGGAAGAAAAACCAGUUGAAGAGCCAAAACCCUGGCGCAAACCAAAGCCAACUCCUAUUGAAAAACAAGAACCAGAACCAGCUCCCUGGACAAAGGGCGUUGAACUUAAGAGAACUCCCAAAGUAAUCAAACAAAUUGAAGAAGAAACAUUGGAAAGUGUAACUUUAAAACCAAUUCCUAAACCUUUGGUAGAACCACAAGAAGCCGUACUAUCCGCAGAAGAAUCAGACGAACUUCAAUCGGUAGAGGACAGAAUUGUGCGAGUGAAAAAAUCCAAAAAACAUAAGAGAAGGGGGAAACCAGAUGAACAAACAGGGCUAGAAGAAGAGGCUCCACAGGAAGUUGAAAAAGAAACACCGACAGAGGAAGAGAAACCAGCAGAGGAAGAAAAACCAGUUGAAGAACCAAAGCCUUGGCGCAAACCAAGGCCAGCACCUAUUGAAAAACAAGAACCAGAACCAGCUCCCUGGACAAAGGGCGUUGAACUUAAGAGAACUCCGAAAGUAAUAAAGCAAAUUGAAGAAGAAACACUGGAAAGUGUAACUUUAAAACCAAUUCCUAAACCUUUGGUAGAACCGCAACAAGCCGUACUAUCCGGAGAAGAAUCAGACGAAUUUCAACCAGCAGAGGACAAACCCGUACGAACUAAAAAACCCAAAAAACAAAGGAGGAAGGACAAACCAGAUGAAGAAACAGGGCUAGUAGAAGAGGUUCCACAGAAAGUUGAAGAAGAAAAACCGACAGAGGAAGAGAAACCAGUAGAAGAAGAAAAACCAGUUGAAGAGCCAAAGCCUUGGCGCAAACCAAGGCCAGCACCUAUUGAAAAACAAGAACCAGAACCAGCUCCCUGGACAAAGGGCGUUGAACUUAGGAGAACCCCUAAAGUAAUAAAACAAAUUGAAGAAGAAACACUGGAAACUGUAAGUUUAAAACCAAUUCCUAAACCUUUGGUAGAACCGCAACAAGCCGUACUAUCCGGAGGAGAAUCAGAUGAAAAUCUACCGCUAACCUUAGAGGACAUGGAAAAAUCGCGCAAAAAAUAUAAGACAAAGAAGAGACCAGAAAAAGAAACAGGACUAGAAGAAGAAGAAGAAACUCCACAGGAAGUUGAAGAAGAAAAACCACUUGAAGAAUCUAAAGAACCAGAAUCAGUAAUUGUUGAAACUGUCACAGAAGUUGAAGACACUGUCGUACUGAAAGUUGAGGACAAAGAGAAGCCAAGAAAAAUACGACCAGAAAGAAAAGAAGAAGUACCUGAAGUAGUCACGCUGAAGCCAGUUAGGAGAUCUGAGAAACCUAAAGAGGAAGAAUCACUUGAAACCGUUACGUUGAAACCCGUAUUGAAGUUUAAGCCUGAAACUCCAGAAAUAACAACCGUAGAAAAGAAACAACCAAAGAAAAAAUACAGAGAUGUUGAACUUCCUGAGGAUGGUGAAAAAUAUGUUCCAGAAGAAGCCGAAAAGGUAGAAAUAGAGGACAAACCAAAAGAAGUGGAAGAAAAACCGUCAGUUCCAUGGCGAAGGGAACCUAAACCGAAACCGGAAAUUCUAGAAGAAGAAAGAGCACCACUUAAAAUAGGCAAAGGUAAAAUACCAAAAGAUGAAGACAAAAAAGAAGAAGUACAUCUGAAACCGGUGAAGAGAGAAAAACCGAAAGAAGAAAAGCCAUCUGAACCUUCUAAACCUUUCAAACCCGAGGACACCGAAUUUAUUCCAGCAGAUUUUGAUCGCCAAAAGAUUGAGCGUACUCCUAGAGAAGAUAAAGAAAAACCAAAAGAAGAAAAACCAGAAGAGUUGGUGCCACAAGAAAAACCAAGUGAACCUAAGAUUGAAGAAACAGCAACGGCACCGUGGAGACGACAGCCACGACAGAAAGAAGAAGAAGUGCCCGAAGUGAAGGAAUGGCCCAGAGGUAAACGAAAGCCAAAAGAAGAUGAGAAACCAGAACAGAUACAGCUAAAGCCAUUCAAAAAAGAAAAACCGGAAGAACCACUGCAAAAGGUUGUUUUAGAAACUAUCAAAAUGCAAGAACCUAUUGUAACAGAAAUAGAGGAAAGAGACGACGGUAUCAAAUUUAAACCUUCAGACCGUGAAGAACCUGAAGAUAAAGAUAAGAAGAAGCGUUACAAGAAACGUCCAAAGGAUGUACCUGAAGAAGUUGUUCCUGCUGCUGAAGAAGUUCCUGUUGUUGAAGAAAUUCCAGAAGAAAUUCCUGAGGAGAAACCAAAAGAAACAGCAAAACCAGAAGAAGUUGUGCCUCAAGUUAAAACCUGGCGUAGAGGUAAACAAUUACCUAAGCCGGUAGAAGAGGAAAAAGAAGUUGUUACUUUGAAACCUAUUCCAAGAAAGGAAGAAAUUGCUGAACCUGAAGAACCCCAAGAGGCCGAAAUCAAGAAAACUAAAGGCCAAAAGAUUAUUAGGAAAUCGAAAUCUCAUCCUCUUCCAAAAGACGACGAAGGAGCAGAAGUACUUCCAGAAGAAGAAAAGCCUGAAUUAGUGCCCACUAAAUUAGAAGAUGUACCUGAAAAGAUUCAAGAAGCAAUUACCACCCAGCAAUCUGUGGCUCAAAUAACACUGGCUGAAAGAAAGACCGAACAAGUGGAACAAAUAAGAGAAGAAAGAGCAACUGAAGACGAACAAGUGCAGUUCCAAAAAGCCAUAAAUGUUGAAAUUAUUUCCAAAAAGAAGACAAGCGAAAAACGCGUCGUUAGGUUCGACGACUAUGGUCAGCCAAUCCCUGAACUAGAAAUUAUUUCGCAGAAACGAAUAACUGAAGGUAUCGAUAAACUGCCCGAAGAACCCCUUCAAGAAGAUAUCGACAUUCGUGAACAGAAAACUGUCCACAAAUCGAUUGUUCAGAAAACAAUUAGUGAACAUGUUAAGAAGAGAACCGUCGCUCCCAAAUUUACCCAACGGGUUGAGCCUGUGGUUUCAGAACCAGAUAAACCCACGAAACUUAUAUGCCAGGUAGAGGGUACGCCAUUCCCCGAAAUCGCUUGGUAUAAGAACGAAGUUCUUAUGCAUGCCACCGAAAGGGUCUACUGGAACAUUGUCGAAAACACCGUCACUUUGGAAUUUGCCAAAGUAGAACCCCAGGAUGUCGCCAUUUAUUCGUGCAAAGCCACCAACGCCGGUGGAGUUGCCACUUCUACAGCAAAUCUUGUCAUUCUAGAAAAAGAAGAAAGCGGCGUGGCUCCACACUUCGUCGAACCUCUGAAGCCUCAAAUCGUUGAAGAAAAAUCCGCAGCAGUUCUUCGGUGUAAAGUUGUGGGUCAACCAACUCCCAAUGUCAAGUGGUUCAAGGACAAUAAAGAAGUGGUUCCUACUCCAACUCGCCAAAUUACCUAUAAUCCUCAAACAGGCAUUGCCACUUUAGAAUUGUUAGAACCCACACCCGAAGACGAGAAAAUCUUCACUGUCAAAGCAGAUAACAAGUUUGGUCAAGCUGAAUGUCGAGCCAACCUCAUCAUCUCCAAAGCAGUGACAGUCACUCAACCUUUAGUCAUGCAGGCACCGAGAAUCAUCAAACCGGUGAAAGCCGUAGUUGCUAAACCAGACGAAGAAAUUGUCCUUGAGGCAGUAGUUGAAGGAAUACCAGCACCUGAAAUCAAAUGGUUAAAGAACAACAAAGAAAUCACACAGGGCGAGGAGUAUGACGUCAAAGUAGAGGAAAAAAGGACUGUCUUAAAAAUCAAAAAGAAGGUGAAAAAGAAGGGUGGCAAAUACGAAGUACAGGCUAUUAAUCCAAAGGGAGAAGUCCGUUCAUCAGGAACGGUCACAGUCACGCAGACCAUCAGCGAAGAAGCCCAGCCACCUAAAUUCGUCCAACCCAUCAAUCCACAAUACGCCACAGUUGGAGAAGUCGUAAUCUUGGAAGCCGAAGUCGAAUCGUUCCCUGCAGCUUCCUUCCAGUGGUUCCAGAAACUCACACCCAUUAUAUCUACACCUGAAAUGAAGAUCGUUUCCGAAGAAAAUCGAUCGACUUUGAUUCUCACUGACGUCACACCAGAACAAGCAGGCACUAUCACGUGCAGGGCGGAAAACGCGGUGGGUUCAGUCACUUGUACCGCCUCCCUUAACGUCGUUGAAGAAACAGAAUGGGAGGAGGCACGCGAACUCGAGUACCCGAGAUUCAUCAAACCGUUGACACCGAUCCGAGUGAUGGACGGCGAGAAGGUAACUUUCAGUUGCGUUGUCACAGGCAAACCCAUUCCAAAGGUUCAGUGGUACCUCAACGACUUACCUGUCAAGGAAGCUAAGGAUGUAGUUAUCUCUCAGAGCAGCGAAGGUGUCUGCAUGCUAGCUAUCGCCGAAGUGUUCCCCGAAAAUGCUGGAAUUUACACGUGCAAAGCUGUGAAUAAAGUGGGCGAAGCGGUUUGCAAAUCUUCACUCAUUGUUGAAGCAUACGAAUACAUACCGGACUCUGAGAUGGGUCAUUUGACUGGUUCUGAAGAAGACCUUCUGGCGGAUAGAACAAUUAGCGAAGGAUUCCUUUCGGAUAGUGACACAGAAUGCGCUCCUAAGAUCAUCAAGAAGUUGCCACAAGUAGUUUCGACUAAAGACGGCGAUGUUACAAAAUUGGAAGUGAGAGCUGUGGGCAAACCUAAGCCUGAAGGCAAAUGGUUGAAACAAGGAACGGAAAUCAUCCCAUCUCGCGAUUUCCUGAUCGAGAACUUUGAAGAUGGCACUUCCAUUCUUACCAUUUCAGAAGUGUACCCCGACGAUACCGGAGACAUCGUCUAUGAAGCACACAAUCCACUCGGUGUUGCUGUGACAACCACACAGUUACUCGUAGAGAGCGCCGAAGGCAUCCUUGGUACCAAAGAAUACAGAAAACCGGAAUGGGUUACUCACAUGGAGGAACUUCAAGCUGCACUGAAAGCUGCUCAAAGCCCACCAACAUUCGUCCAAGAAAUCACAGAUGUACGAACCACAGAAACCGAAACAAUCAAAUUCGAAUGUUUGUUUUCAGGAACACCAACUCCAGAUAUUAUCUGGUAUCAUAAUGACAAAAUUGUGCGAAAUACCGACAAGGUUAAAGUUCGUAUUGAAGAUAAUAAAACUUCUUGUACUAUUACUGAGGUCACCAGCGAACAUGUGGGUACAUAUGUUUGUAAAGCCGUGAGUGACAUAGGCUUAGCCGUUACCAAAGCCAAACUAUACGUACAAGAAAUACCAGAAGAGAAGAAACGACUAAUUCUCAUCAAGAAAGCACACGAGCGGGAAGAAAAGAUUCGAAAAGAAAGAGUCGUCAUUGAGAAGAAACGUGAAGAACGGAAGAAGAGAGUCGUGCAGACGCGUGAAGAAGAGACCAAGCCUGUGGAAGUAAGCGAAGUGACUGCAGUAGAAACAGCCGAACAAAUCGAUAUUGAAGAAACCAAGCCCGAGAAGGCUACACCCAAGUUUGACAUACAGAAACCCGUAGCCACCGAAGCCGUCGCCAGUUGCAAAAAGAUCGACGACACCGUAGAACUCGUCGAAGAAAAAGAAAUGGCAAGGGCUCUCGUGUCACCGACAGAGCCUAUGAUCUCCGAAGAAAUCCAACCAGGUGAAACGGUAAAAGGCUUUAAGGAAACCAAACACAAAACUCGCAAAGCCAGAGUCGACAUUCAAGAAGUCGUCUCUGAAUUCGCCGACAUCACAGAAGUCAAACUGGAAGACGUCAUUCAAAGGGUGGAAAAGAUCAUCAGAAGAAGCGAGAUGAAAAUGGGUAAAGAGGUGUCAGAAAUGUUGGAGUUCAUCAACGUGAAAGAAUUUGGACCCGGAGAACAUCCCUUGCGAGAGAUCGCCGAAAUUGGGUAUUUGCUCAGAAAUGGAGUGAGUACUCAAGAAGUCACCGUUUUGUACCACGAGAACAAGUUCCCUUCGCUUACUACACCACAAGCGCAGUCGGCCUUGGUUAAUGUCGUGGAAAGAAAAGGUCAUGGUGCCCUAAUUUCAGAAGUGCUUACUGAAACAGCAGUCAUCGAUGAAAAACAACUGGCUGCUACCGUCGGGUUCAGGGCCCUUAUGAAAAUGGUCGAAUCGAACUACGUCACAAUUGAAGAAGUCAUCACCAGUUUCAUUCCAGAAGAUUUUAUACAAAGAGCUUGGGAAACUUCAGAAAUAACAGAAAGUUUCACUAGAUCAUCGUUCAAAGAAAUGGUAACCAUCAAAGAAGAAGUCGAAGUCCUGGAAGACACUACGAAAGUGGUUACGCAAAAGGGUAAAAAAGAAAAAGAUGAAGUUGAAAUCGUUGAAAUCGAGGAAGAAAGCACGGCAGCUAUCAAAGGCACUACACAACCAGAAAAAACACAAACCGACGAAAAGUUGACGAUUACGGAAUUGCCCGUUGAUCAGCCAGAACUUGAGUCCAAAGCGCCCUGGCGCAGACAGAAAAUCGAACAAAUAGUCGAAGUAGAAGAGAAAAUCCGGCGCAAAAAGUCGCAAGAAAAACAACACAAAGAGCGCGAAAUCGAAAUCGAAGAAGAAGAGGAAGAAGAAGUAGAGAAAGAGUUAAAAGCGCGAAAAAUAAAAGCACACAGACCUAAAGUCGGUGAAUAUGACAUGGACGAAGAAGAGUAUGACGAAAUAGUACCUUUCGAUGCUACCAAGCAGAAACAGAUUCCACUCAUCACACCUGGAAUAUAUUCAGAAACCACACCUCUAGGGUUAGUUGCUCAAAUUGAAUCCGGAGAUAUCGCGCAAACCAAAGCUACUGUUGAUCUUCUCACACAUUCUGCUUUGGUUGAACAGCAAAUUCAAGCCGAAGAGAAAGAAAUCAUUGGUGAAAAAGUCACUUCGGCCUCUUACGUGGCCAAAAAAUCAAUCGAUACACGUGAAGCUUACGAAGUUAGUGAACAAGACGUGCAAAGUGUACCAGGACAGUUUGAGGGUAGUUUCAAACCGACUCUAUCAACGGCGUUCCCUAAAUUUGCCUCUAGGGAAGGCAUCACUGUACAAGAAGUGCUAUUAGGUGACACAUCAACUGCGUUGAUCAAAGAAGACACGAAAGAAUUUAAAGCCGACUUUUCUUUACUUCCGCAAGAAGCCACAAAAAUCUCUGAAGUGGAAGUGUCUCUUAAAGAACAAAGUCUCGACGAAUUCUCCAUUCCUAAGCCUAGCCAAGCCAGCGGUACGUUCACAACUAAAGAAAGUGUCAAUGUAGAAGAGAUCUUCCAUGGUGUAAGCGAAAGUACCUUAGAGAUGAUGAAACCGUCUACCGUAACAGGCAAAGUAAGUAUAGACACUAGAGAGUCGCUGAUUGUCGAAGAAGUCGAAGCUGAAACCAAACCAGGAAAACAUUUACCAGAAGCUUUCGUUCCGACUGAAAUUGCUACCAUGGGGGUGAUUCCUCAGAAAUCACUCACUCAGUCCCAAAUGGUCGCCCCAGAAACUGAAGGCGAGUACGUUCCAGGCCGGUUACCACCGACGCAAAAGGCUGACUUUAAAGUCACAACAGGUGAAAGCGUAAUAGUUUCGCAAACUCAACCUCAAGACAAAGAAAAUGUCUUCGCGAAGGCACCUAGUCCCGAAAAAGCAUCGGCUAGCGAGGACAUCAUCCUCUCGGAAGGAGUCAGUGUGAGUGUGACAGACAGUCAGUUACCACAAAGAGACUUGACUGAUGAAGUCUUUCCAAAAGAAGUGGCAAACGUAGAGAUUCUUCCAAAAGAAACAUUUUCAACUCAGACGACUCUGGCAGUGGAAUCUGAAGGCAGCUACCACCCAGGAGACAAACCUAAUUAUAAAACCGCGGAUACCACCAUCAUCUGUCAUGAAGUUAACGACACGUCAAUUGUUACCGCUCAAGAAUCUGAAAAUGUGUUAGAUCUGGGCGAGAAGCCCGUACAGUCUCUCGCUGAAACUUCAGUCAGACCUGUCGAGUCUCUUACAGUUUCGGAAGUCCAUACCACCGAUGUACCUGAUGAAUUCAAGGAUUACCCCAAAUUCAAAACAGACACUGCUGUCAGCGACAUCCAAAUGCUCGAAGCUACUCACAUCACCGAAACUAACAUCAACGAGAAAGAAUCGUCUUAUAUUGAAGACAAACCCGAAAUGAAAACAGCUGAGAGCAAUUACACCAGACCUCAAGACCAAAUAGAAGUCACAGAACUGAAUUACAUGGAAAGCGAGAAGCAACUACAGGAGUUCGAGUUACCUGAAAGUCACAAAAGUAAAACCGUUACAAGUCACACUCUUCCAACUGGCAUUGUUGAAGAGGUGAAUCCUGAAUACAGCGCCAGCAAACUAGAUGAAACUGGGAUUAAACCAACCCAAGCAGAGUUCAGUCAAACCACACACACUGAAACGGUUAUUUCUGAAGCUGUGGCUGGAGAAACAUUUGAAACUAAAGAUUACGAAAAACCAGAGGGAAAACAGGCAGAGCUUCAAGUGCUACCAAGAGAAAGUCUUAACAUUUCGGAAGUAUUCACAGACGACAAGGAGAAAGAAUAUGUGCCAGGUGAAUCACCUCUCAUUCAACAAGCUACUUUUGAUAUAGAUGCACAAAAGGUUGCUAGUAAAACCGAAGUUCAAGCAGACUACUCGACGCAGAAACUUGACACUGUACAACCUUCAACGGUUGUUGCAGAAACGGAACAAGACACUCUUGAGAGUGUCCAAAUCACACAAUGCGAGACAGCUGAGAAAGAAGUUGAUGAAAUCAAAAAGAUUGAAUUUGAGACAAAGCAAGUGGCGGUUGAUAUCACGGAAGCCCGACAAGGGCCCAAUGUCACACAGAUAAUUACAAAUGAAAGAGAGGAGGAAUACGUACCUGAAGUUCAGCCACAACACGGUUUGGCACAACCGAACUUGACCCUUCAGGAGGUCAUCGUGAAAUCUGAAAUCGAAACAGUCGUACACGCUGAUGAAAUAAUAGAAGAAGAGUUACUGACAGGUAAAGCCAAGAAGUAUGCAAAACCUUUCCAAGAACUAAUAGUAACGGAAACUAACGUCGUUGAUAUUGAGAAAACUCUACCCAGAGACAUCAUGCCGGAUAAGAAAUCUGCUAACGUAGAUAUCAUCCCUGGCCAAGAGUUAUCAGUUACCGAAAUAGUAACAGAUCAUAAAGAACAACCUCUUGAAUAUUCAAAACCGGUGGAGUCGCAAGCCGACUUCAACGUAACAGAAUCACAGGUGGCUUUGAAGGAAGAAGUUUUGCCUGAAAUCAGUCCUGGUGACUUUUCAAGGGAAUCACCUGAAAAACAACUGGCCAAAGCGGCACAAGAUGUAUCUCAUCCUCUGGUUCAAACGCAGUUCACUGCUGGCGAAAAAGAGGGUCUACAACCUGCAGACGUCAAACCCGACGAAAAGAAAGUCACUGUGGAAUUUCUUGAAACCGAAGGCAUUAACGUCACUGAAGUCACCUCUGACUACAAAGAAAAGGCAUUCGAAGGAAUGGCCAAACCAGAGGAAGCUCGAGGUGAGCAAUCUGUUUCUUCACACGUAAUAGCAACAAAAACGGAAGUUCAACCCGACCACUCCGUUGAUAAAUUUGUUCAGCCAGAAGUUAGCACCAAACAAGCGACGUGUGAAAGUUCGCUGCUUGAGAGCUUAACAACCGGAGAAGUGGUCGUUCAAGAAAAAGAGUCUGACUUCACGCAGUCUAAACCUGAUUUGAAAUCAGCAGAGGCCGAUUAUACUUUAGGUGAAGGGGUUUCAGUAACUUCUGUUUUGGCCGGCGACAAGGAAACAGAUUUCACGGAAAAAGCAACGGACUUUGAGACAGCUGCUCCUAUUUUAACCCCGCAAGAUGAAGUUCAAGUAGGAGAAACCGUACCGGAUGAUACUCUCGGUGCCUAUGACAGGUCUUCUCCAACUACAGCCACAGCUGUUAAAACUCAAUCAGAGCUUCAAAGCGUUAUCAAUCUGGAAGCUAUAAUUGGCGAAUCUGAAGGCGAAUUUACCAAAGACACAAAACCGGAAGAAAAAACAGCGGAAGUUGAAUUCGAAGAAACUAAAGCUGCUCUUGUAUCAGAAACGUUGACUGGAGAUAAAGAGAAACUUUACGAACAACCAGAAGCUGUGACCUCUGGUCAAGCUUCUUUAGCUUUUGACGUACAGCCCGUUGCCGAAACGAACAUUAUUGUGGCCGAAAACAUUACUAAAGACGUUGUAGAAGUGGUACCCACAACAGCUCAAGCCAAUGUCGAUCAAUCUACUUUAGAAAGCAUAAUCUUAUCAGAAUCGAUGGUCCAAGAUAAAGAAGGAUCGUUUGAACAAGCACCUUUUGAAACUAAAACCGCCACUGUAGGAUUCAGAGAGGACACCGGAGUAGUAAUCACUCAAACUGAAAGUAGCGAAAGAGAGACAAUUCUAAAACCGGGUGAAAAACCGGAAGGUAAACAUGCUGAGACAGGUGUAGAUACUUUGGAGCUCGUUGUUAAAACCGAAACUGACAUUCAUGACACUUUCAAAGAUUUGGAAGUACCUCAACCAGAAACGGUGUCAGCUCAAUCUGAAUUUUCAACCUUCAAAACCGCUGUCAAUCUUGAAACGGUUGCCACAGAAUCAGACUUGCCUCUAGAGGUUGCUACACCUGAAACUAGAAACGUCGUCGUUUCAGUCAAUGAAGGUCAAAGCGUUAUAGUCGAAACUGUAAUUACGAAUGAAAAUGAGAAAGAAUUCGUAAAGGAAACAACUGAAACCAAAGUUGCUGAGACAAGCUUUGCUGAUAUGAAAAGUGUAGCAUCCACUUUCCAAACCCAAGCAGAUUUAGGUGUCGGAGAGUUGAAACCUGAAACUCGAGAUACAACAACAGCGGUACCUGAAACUGUACCUUUCACCCCCUUAAUGCAGUCUGAACAAGUGAUCGUCGAUAAAGAAGAUGUGUUUGAAAAAGGAGUUAAACCCAGCGAAGCAACCGCUAAUAUUAAUGUGCAACCAGUUGAAGGAAUAUCCAUCUCUGAAGCCACUUUGGCCGUUAAGGAAGACACUCUAGCUCCAAUCACAAUGCCUUCUGAAAAGUUUGCGGUUAAAAACAUCGACGUAACUCACGCCGUUGCAGAACAGAGUACCAUAGAUUCCUCUGCUGAUAUCAAGAAAUUCGAAACCGCCAAACCUGAAACACAACAAGCCUCUGAAAAUGAAGAAGCCUUGUCAAGUUUGAUCAUUUCUGAAAACUUAGUUGAAGAGAAAGAGGCAGAAUUUGAAGGCAAAUUUGUUCCGGCUACAACAAAAGUGAAUGUAUCGUUGGAAGAGGGAAAGAAAGUUGUUUCGGUAAGUGAGUCUUUGACACAAGACAAGGAAGGUCUUGUGAAGGAAUUUGACUUACCAAAGUCUCAACAAGCCACUACUGGCUUUGACGCCAAACUAGUACCCGAGCAAACUCAAGUCGAGUCACAAACUCUCCCCGGUGAAUUGAGUCAUGAAGCUCCCACAACAUCAACAGCGUCUGUCAAACACACUACCUUCGAGGAGUUAAUUCAGUCGAUACCGAUAGUUCAAGAGAAGGAGGAAAGCCUCGAUCAAAAGAAAGAUUACGUGACUAAGAAAGCAGAGGUUGAAUUUGAAGAAGGUAAGAUUAUAUCGACGUCCGAAAUAAUUACUGCUGAACGAGAGAGUUCGUUGGAGGAACAACUCAAACCCGAAUCAAACACUGCUAGUGUUAAUGUAGUGAGUCACACUUCCAUGCAGAGCUCAGAAAUCUUAACUAGUAUGACUGUGGGUGACUUCGUGCCCGCUAUACCCAGUGAAGCUUCUGCUGUCCCCGAACAAAAUGUCUUAGAAGGGUUGACACAAAGAGUGACGGAAGUCCUCGACACCUUCGGACAAUUCGAAGGUACCUUUAAACCCGCAACGAAAACAGCGGACACCAAAAUCGACACUCUGACGGAAAUCACCACCAGUGAAACCUUCACAGAAGCACAAGCAGACGAGUUUACUAAAUUCGAAGCCAAAACUGAGAAAGCUACAACUGAGUACGACGCAACCAAGAGACCGUUGCAAGCUUCCGAAGUACUCACUAGUGAGAACGUAGCCGAGUUGAAACCUGAAGCCAAAGAGUCGGCUACUGGAAACGUAACUCAAAGUACUCUCGAAAGCGUCAUUCUUUCAGAAAGUAUAGUACACGAAUCGGAAAAAGAGUUUGAUAAGGUACCUGAUUUUGAUACAAAGAAGGCAAAACCAAGCAUUGACGAAAAAGCAUCAGUUACGAUUACUGACGUCACGACACAGGAGAAAGAAAAAGAGCUUGUCAGCGACUUUACAAAGGAGGAGAAGUUUGGCGUUUCUAAUAUAACGUUCGACUUGACUACAAGCUCCAAAACUGAAGUACUGCUUCAUGAGAACAUCGGCCAACUCACCAGUGACAAACCUAAAACGGAAACGGCUGAAGUCAGUGAAGGAACUCAGCAAAGCGUUAUUAUUUCAGAGCGAACUGUUCAAGAAACGGAAGUUCCGUUCUCUGAAACUCCUGUCGAAGGUAAAAAAGGUGACUUGACGGUAGUUCCGGCAACACACGUUUCCAUUACUGAAAUCACAGCAACUGAUAAGGAGACAGAAUUCGAAAAAACGGCCAUAUUUAAGACGAGUACAGCUGAACAAUCAAUUAGUGCUCAAGAGGCACCUCAAAUCCAGGAAACAACGGUCCAGGAAGGAGUGACUACUCUAACCACAGAAGUCCCCGAUAAAAGUCAAGCUUUACAGGAACAUGUACCCCACAGCACUGUCAGUAUUACUGAAAUUACGUCAACUGAAAAAGAAGGUGAUUUCAGAGACCUUGAAAAACCGGCAGGUCAGUUGGCUGCUUUCGAGCUUGAAGAAACCCGAAGAACAGCUUCAACCGCCCAAGUGAUCACACAAGAAAAGGAAAUUAGUUUCGAAGGGACUUUCAAAUUUACAACUUCAACAGCUGAGAAGAGCAUCACUUCUCAGGAGGCUCCUCUGAUUGAGGAAGUCACCACUGAAGAAGAUGUAACGAAACUGAAAACAGAUAUUCCUGAGCAAGAACAAGCUCUUCAGGAACAUAUCCCUCACACGACUGUCAGUAUUACGGAAAUCACGUCCACUGAGAAAGAAAGCGACUACAAACCAGGCGAUAAACCUACAACCUUCUCAGCUGAGAUGGAAUUAGAAGAGACACGAAAGACGGCAUCCACUGCUCAAGUUUUGACUCAAGAGAAAGAAAUCAUCUUUGAAGAAACCGUCAAAUUUAAGACCUCGAAAGCCGACAAAACAAUUAGUCCUCAAGAAGCUCCUUUAAUAGAAGAAGUAACCACGAGUGAAGACACCGGAAAGUUAACAACUGAAGUUCCUGAUAAAGUCGAAGCCCAAACGGAACACAUUCCACACACUACUGUUAGCAUCACCGAAAUAACGUCGACGGAAAAAGAAAGCGAUUAUAAACCAGGUGAUAAACCUACGACGCAAUCCGCUGAAUUUGAUUUGGAAGAAACUAGAAAAACUGCGUCCACUGCCGAAGUCAUUAUUCAAGAAAAGGAAAGUAGUUUCGAAGGAACUGUAACCUUCAAAACUAGCAAAGCCGAUAAAACGAUUACGCCUCAAGAAGCUCCAUUAGUGGAGGAAGUAACCACCAGUGAAGAUACCACAAAACUGACAACAGAGAAACCUGAAGGAGAACAAGCGUUACAAGAGCACAUUCCUCACUCUACAGUGAGUAUCACUGAAGUUACUUCAACUGAAAAAGAGAAGGAUUUCAAACCCGGAGAUAAACCAGCAACACAGCUUGCAGAGUUUGAGUUAGAAGAAACUAGAAAGACCGCUUCUACUGCUCAAGUUAUCACUCAAGAAAAAGAAUCAGUGUUUGAAGAAACUCAGAUUAAAUCAACGACAGCUGAUAGAAUAGUUAGUCCCCAGGAAGUUCCCUUGGUUGAAGAAACUCGAGUACAAGAAGACUUAGGCAGCCUGAAACCGGAAGUUCCAGACAAAGGAGAAGCUCUUUCGGAACAUGUACCCCAUUCAACUGUAAGCGUAACAGAAGUAACUUUAACCGAAAAGGAAGGAGUUUAUAAACCCGGAGACAAACCAGCGACACAAUUGGCAGGCUUGGAAUUGGAGAAAACACGAAAAACAGCUUCCACUGCCGAAGUUGUUGUAGAAGAAAAAGAAAGCACAUUUGAAGAGAAGGGUAUUACACCUUCUAAAGCUGAUAAAACCGUAAGCCCUCAAGAAGCUCCUCAAGUUCAAGAAACAACUGUGCAAGAGGAUGUCGGGAAAUUCAAGCCCGAAGUUCCGUCAACACAACUUGCAGAGUUCGAUUUGCAAGAAGGAAGAAAAGUCGGUCAAGAAACUCAAGUUAAAACUUACGAAACGUUUGAAGAGUUCACUGAAAGUGCUAGAGAUGUACGAAGAGCUUCUACGUUGACUAUCCCUCUAGAAGGUGUGGUUCAGAGUGAAGUGACAGUUCAAGGUACUACAGAGAAAAUAAAGACCGAAGAGACGACUUUCAGGACUGCCAGUGUGGACAUUCUUUUGAAGGAAGGUGUGACGGUGACCGAAGUCACCACACAAGGGCAAUUAGGUAAGGAAAUAACAGAAGCCCUGGCAAAGGAAUCCACAGCACAAGAAGAAAUAGUCCAUCGGCCGGUUUCCUUGAAAGAGGAAACUAUUCCACUUCAAACCAGUGAUGAGUUCACGACCGAAAAGCCAAAGUUAACGAAAGCUCAGAGCGACCUGACAGAAAAGCACGGGCUCAUAGUUACUGAAAUGAAGUCAACGGGCAAUUUGGAAGCGUUUGAUUUGGAAAAAACUUCUUCAAAGACUGUUAAAGUUGUAUUGGAGGAUAGUUCCGCGAGUUUGGAGAUAAGCGAAGUUCAGUUACAGGAGAAAGAAGGUCCGUUGGAUGAAACAGAACCACACAAAACACGAGCCAGAGUUACACAAACCACAUCUCUGACCCAAACAGCAGAGCAACACACCUCAGUUAUCCAACAAGAUGACACACCCAAGAGCCAUACAGAGGAAACACACGAAAUCAUUACCAAAUUUAAAUCUGUACCCGAUAGCGACGAAAUUACCCAAACUGUUACCAAAAAAACAAUUAUCAAAAAGCGCGGCAAAAAAACAGAAGAAGGUGACGUAAUUAUCGAAGAAGUCUUAGACGAAAUUGCGCCAGAAGAAAAAGCAAAGGUAAGUCCCGACAUCGAAGAAGUAACAGAAGAGUGGCCAGAAAUCGUUGAAGUUAAACCAGAAGUAGUAGAUGACACGGAAAUAACAAUCAAGAGACAAAAGAAGACCGAAAAGAAAAAGAAGGUUAUUACAGAAAAACGAGUUGUCGAAGAAGAGAAACCCAUAAUUCAAGAACUACCAGAAGAAGUACAGGAAGUAGAAGAAGAAACAGAUGGAAAAAUCACAAAGAAAAUCAUUAAACGUAGAAAGAUCCGCAAGAGCAAAGGCGGUAAGCAAGAAGAUACAGAAAUAUUAACAAUCGAAGAAGAAGGCAAAACACCCCAAGUAACUGUCACGGUUGAAGAAAUUGAAGUACCUGAAGAGGUACAAGAAUUACCAGAAUUUAAACCCGAAGAAGUACAAAUAGAAGAAGCACCCGAAGAAACACAGAUAAUAAAAACCACAUCACAAGAUGGUAUCACCAAAGUAAAAACUGUCAAACGUAAAGUGUACAAAAAACGCAAAGGUGACAAGAAAGAACAUACAGAAAUUGUCACCGUUGAGGAAGAAGGUGAAGAACCUGUUACUACAGUUACAGUCGAAGAGCUUCCAGCAGUUGAAGAAGUUCAGCCGCUUGAACCCGAAUACGUAGAAGAACUACCAACAGAAGUCCACAUAACAGAAUCGGUUACAGAUGAAGGAAAGUCGACGAAGACAACCGUCAAAAAAGUUAGACGCCGUAAGCACGGAAAGGAGGAAAAAACCGAAAUUGUGACCGUCGAAGAAGAAGGUGCAGAGCCUGUAACAAGUGUCGUAACUGAAGAAAUCGAAAUUCCGGAAGUUACGGAAGUAAAAGAAAAACGCAGAAAGAAAAUUAUCAAAAAGAUCAAACGAAGAGUUGGUGACAAAGAAGUAGUGGAAAUCGUCGAAGAGGAAGAAAAACCAGAACCUUUGGAACAAAUCGAAUUACAACCUGAACAAAUUGAGAUCACCGAACUAGAGCCUGUAGUAGAGGAAGUAAAAGAAAAACGCACGAAGAAAAUAAUCAAAAAGAUCAAACGUAAAGUAGGUGGCAAAGAAGUAGUUGAAAUUGUUGAAGAGGAAGAAAAACCGGAACCUUUGGAACAAAUCGAGCUACAGCCUGAAAUAAUAGAGGAAAUUGAACUUGGGCCCGUCAUCGAAGAAGGAAAACGUGUACGCAAAAAGAAGAUCAUCAAAAAGAUCAAACGAAGAGUUGGUGAUAAAGAGGAGGAAGAAAUUAUUGAAGAAGAAAAAACGGAACCUCUAGAACAAAUCGAAUUAGAGCCUGAAAUAAUUGAAGAAACUAGAUUAGAACCUGUAGUAGAAGAAGUGAAAGAAAAACGCACGAAGAAAAUAAUCAAAAAGAUCAAACGUAAAGUAGGUGGCAAAGAAGUAGUUGAAAUUGUCGAAGAGGAAGAAAAACCAGAACCUUUGGAACAAAUCGAGUUACAGCCUGAAAUUAUCGAGGAAAUUGAACUUGGGCCCGUCAUCGAAGAAGGAAAACGAGUACGCAAAAAGAAGAUCAUCAAAAAGAUCAAACGAAGAGUGGGUGAUCAGGAGGAGGAAGAAAUUAUCGAGGAGGAGAAAACAGAACCUCUCGAACAAAUCGAAUUACAACCUGAACAAAUUGAGAUAACCGAACUGCAGCCUGUAGUCGAGGAAGUAAAAGAAAAACGCACAAAGAAGAUAAUUAAAAAGAUCAAACGUAAAGUAGGUGGCAAAGAAGUAGUUGAAGUUGUUGAAGAGGAAGAAAAACCGGAACCUUUGGAACAAAUCGAAUUACAGCCUGAAAUAAUCGAAGAAAUUGAACUCGGCCCUGUCAUCGAAGAAGGAAAACGAGUACGCAAAAAGAAGAUUAUCAAAAAGAUCAAACGAAGAGUCGGUGAUCAGGAGGAAGAAGAAAUUGUCGAAGAGGAGAAAACUGAACCUCUCGAACAAAUCGAGUUACAACCGGAACAAAUUGAGAUCACCGAACUACAGCCUGUAGUAGAGGAAGUAAAAGAAAAACGCACAAAGAAAAUUAUCAAAAAGAUCAAACGUAAAGUAGGUGGCAAAGAAGUAGUUGAAGUUGUUGAAGAGGAAGAAAAACCGGAACCUUUGGAACAAAUUGAGUUACAACCUGAAAUAAUCGAGGAAAUUGAACUUGGACCCGUCAUCGAAGAAGGAAAACGCGUACGCAAAAAGAAGGUUAUCAAAAAGAUAAAACGAAGAGUCGGUGAUCAGGAGGAAGAAGAAAUUAUCGAGGAGGAAAAAACAGAACCUCUGGAACAAAUCGAAUUACAACCUGAACAAAUCGAGAUCACCGAACUACAACCUGUAGUAGAGGAAGUAAAAGAAAAACGGACCAAGAAAAUAAUUAAAAAGAUCAAACGUAAAGUAGGUGGCAAAGAAGUAGUUGAAGUUGUUGAAGAGAAAGAAAAACCGGAACCUUUGGAACAAAUCGAGUUACAGCCUGAAAUUAUCGAGGAAAUUGAACUUGGGCCCGUCAUCGAAGAAGGAAAACGUGUACGUAAAAAGAAGAUCAUCAAAAAGAUCAAACGAAGAGUGGGUGAUCAGGAGGAGGAAGAAAUUAUCGAGGAGGAGAAAACAGAACCUCUCGAACAAAUCGAAUUACAACCGGAACAAAUUGAAAUCACCGAACUGCAGCCUGUAGUCGAGGAAAUAAAAGAAAAACGCACAAAGAAAAUAAUUAAAAAGAUCAAACGUAAAGUAGGUGGCAAAGAAGUAGUUGAAGUUGUUGAAGAGGAAGAAAAACCAGAACCUUUGGAACAAAUCGAAUUACAGCCUGAAAUAAUCGAGGAAAUUGAACUCGGGCCUGUCAUCGAAGAAGGAAAACGAGUACGCAAAAAGAAGAUUAUCAAAAAGAUCAAACGAAGAGUCGGUGAUCAGGAGGAAGAAGAAAUUGUCGAAGAGGAGAAAACUGAACCUCUCGAACAAAUCGAAUUACAACCUGAACAAAUCGAGAUCACCGAACUACAGCCUGUAGUAGAGGAAGUCAAGGAAAAACGCACAAAGAAAAUAAUCAAAAAGAUCAAACGUAAAGUAGGUGGCAAAGAAGUAGUUGAAGUUGUUGAAGAGGAAGAAAAACCGGAACCUUUGGAACAAAUUGAGUUACAACCUGAAAUAAUCGAGGAAAUUGAACUUGGACCCGUCAUCGAAGAAGGAAAACGCGUACGCAAAAAGAAGAUUAUCAAAAAGAUAAAACGAAGAGUCGGUGAUCAGGAGGAAGAAGAAAUUAUCGAGGAGGAAAAAACAGAACCUCUGGAACAAAUCGAAUUACAACCUGAACAAAUCGAGAUCACCGAACUACAGCCUGUAGUAGAGGAAGUCAAGGAAAAACGCACAAAGAAAAUUAUCAAAAAGAUCAAACGUAAAGUAGGUGGCAAAGAAGUAGUUGAAGUUGUUGAAGAGGAAGAAAAACCGGAACCGUUGGAACAAUUUGAGUUACAACCUGAAAUAAUCGAGGAAAUUGAACUCGGCCCUGUCAUCGAAGAAGGAAAACGCGUACGCAAAAAGAAGAUUAUCAAAAAGAUAAAACGAAGAGUCGGUGAUCAAGAAGUGGAAGAAAUUGUCGAGGAGGAGAAAACGGAACCUCUCGAACAAAUCGAAUUACAACCUGAACAAAUUGAGAUCACCGAACUACAGCCUAUAGUAGAGGAAGUAAAAGAGAAACGCACGAAGAAAAUAAUCAAGAAGAUUAAACGUAAAGUAGGUGGCAAAGAAGUAGUUGAAAUUGUCGAAGAAGAAGAAAAACCGGAACCUUUAGAACAAAUUGAGUUACAACCUGAAAUAAUCGAGGAAAUUGAGCUCGGCCCUGUCAUUGAAGAAGGGAAACGCGUACGCAAAAAGAAGAUCAUCAAAAAGAUAAAACGAAGAGUCGGUGAUAAGGAGGAGGAAGAAAUUAUCGAGGAGGAAAAAACAGAACCUCUCGAACAGAUCGAAUUACAACCUGAACAAAUUGAGAUCAGCGAACUACAACCUGUAGUAGAAGAAGUAAAAGAAAAGCGUAAGAAAAAAAUCAUCAAAAAAAUCAUACGUAAAGUUGGUGACAAGGAAGUGGUAGAAAUCGUUGAAGAAAAGCCGGAACCACUCGAGGAAAUUGAGUUGCAACCCGAAAAAGUAGAAGAAGUUGAGUUGCAACCAGUUACCGAAGAAACAGAAGUUAAAGAGAAACGUAAGAAAAAGAUUACCAAAAAGGUUAAACGCAGAAUUGGUGACAAAGAAGUUGUGGAAGUCGUCGAAGAAGAAGAAAAACCAGAACCGUUAGAACAGCCAGAAAAGAUAUCUACAGAGGUUCACGUUACUGAGACAAUAACAGAAGAAGGACUACCACAGAAAACGACUGUUAAGAAAAUUCGUAAACGUAAAGGUGAUAAAGUGGAGAAAACCAAAAUUGUUACUGUUGAAGAAGCAGGUAAAGAACCUAAAACUUCUGUCACUGUUGAAGAAGUCAUCGAACCGGAACAAUUAGAAGAAUUGCCAGAAUUUAAACCAGAAAAAGUUUCCACCGAAACCGAAGUAGUCCAACAUGUAACCGAGGAAGGUAAACUUCUUAAAACCACAGUUAAAACUACCAAAAAGCGUAAAGGUAAAAAAGAAGAACGAACUAAAGUGGUCACAGUCGAAGAAGAAGGUAAAGAACCUCAAAGUUCAGUUACUGUAGAGGAAGUUAAUGUACCUGAAGAAGUUGAAGAACUACCCGAAUUUAAACCUGAGAGUGUUUUUACUACAACGGAAGUGGUCAAAGGUGUCACUGAAGAAGGUAAAGCGGUCAAAACCACAAUUAAAACUGUUAAAAAACGCAAAGGUAAAAAAGAGGAGAGGACUCAAACGGUCACUGUUGAGGAAGAAGGUAAAAAGCCUCAAACUUCAGUUACUGUUGAAGAAGUCAAUGUUCCUGAAGAAAUUGAAGAGUUACCUGAAUUUAAACCGGAAAAGGUUUCUACACAAACUGAAGUCGUUCAAAGUGUCACUGACGAAGGCAAAGCCGUUAAAACCACAAUUAAAACCAUCAAGAAACGUAAAGGUAAAAAAGAAGAAAAAACGAAAAUAGUUACGGUUGAAGAAGAAGGCAAAAAGCCUAAAACAUCAGUUACUGUUGAGGAAGUCAAUGUACCUGAAGAAAUUGAAGAGUUACCUGAAUUUAAACCGGAAAAAGUCUCUACACAAACUGAAAUCGUUCAGAGUGUCACUGACGAAGGCAAAGCCGUUAAAACCACAAUUAAAACUGUCAAGAAACGCAAAGGUAAAAAAGAAGAAAAAACUAAAAUUGUUACGGUUGAAGAAGAAGGUAAAGAACCGAAAACCUCAGUUGUUACAGAAGAAGUCAUUGUUCCUGAGGAAAUUGAGGAAAUUCCAGAUUUUAAACCAGGAAAAAUUUUCACGGAAACUUUCGUUACAGAAAGUGUUUCUGAAGAAGGCAAACCUGUGAAAACAACCGUUAGGAAAGUGAAGAAACGUAAAGGACGUAAGGAAGAACGAACAGAAUUUGUUACAGUAGAAGAAGAAGGUAAAGAACCUAUAACUGAAAUUUCUGUACAGGAAAUCGAAGUGCCAGCAGAAGAAAUUGAGGAAAUACCAGAAAAAAUAUCAACCGAAACUUAUGUCACAGAAACAACGGACGAGGGUAAACCAACAAAAACAAUUGUUAAGAAAAUCAAAAAACGUAAAGGUGACAAACAACAAACGACCAAAAUUGUAACAGAGGAAAAAGAAGGCGAAGAGCCCAAAACUACUGUAACAAUUGAGGAGAUUCCUGUGGAAGAAGUUACAGAGCAAUUACCAGAAAUGAAACCUGAAGAAAUAUCUACUGAAACAUAUGUCACAGAAUCAGUAACAAAAGACGGUAAACCAAAGAAAACAAUUGUAAAGAAAAUUAAGAAACGUAAAGAUGGUAAAGAGCACAGGACAGAAAUUGUAACUGUUGAAGAAGAAGGUAAAAAACCUAAAGAGACUGUGACAACAGAAGAAGUUCCAAUCGAAGAACCAUUGGAGGAACUACCUGAAUUUAAGCCCGAAAGCGUUUCCACAGAAACUUCAGUUACAGAAUCAGUAACGCAAGAAGGCAAGAAAACUAUUGUAAAGAAAAUUAAGAAACGUCAACAUGGUAAAGAAGAAAGGACAGAAAUUGUAACCGUUCAGGAGGAAGGAAAAGAACCUGUGGUAACUGUUUCUGUUGAAGAGGUUCCGCUUGAAGAAAUAAAACCGGAGGUUGAGGAGCCGAAAGAACCGAAAAAGAAAGUUAAGAAACCAAAGAAACCGAAAGAGGAAAAAGAAGAACCAGAGAAGAUAUUAUUUGUUCCUCUUAUUGAACAGAAAAAGAAAGAAAAGCAAGGAGAUGUUUUAGACAUGAUACAGGCGGAACUUUUGAAAAAGGCAUUGGGACACGAGUUGCCAGAGCGAAAGCCAGAGGAGGAAACUGUUGAAACUCAUGUCACUGAAAGUACAACUGAUAAAGGAAAAACUAAGAAAACAAUUGUGAAGAAAGUUAAAAAACGUAAAGGCGACAAAGUUGAAAAAACAGAAACAGUAACUGUCCAAGAAGAAGGUGAGGAACCUACUACAACAGUAACAGUGGAAGAAACACCAGUAAUAGAAGAAGUACAGGAAUUACCAGAGUUUAAACCUGAACAAGUAUCAACUGAAACUUUCGUAACAGAAUCAGUAACUGAGGAAGGCAAACCUGUGAAAACUAUUGUGAAGAAGAUUAAAAAGCGUAAGCGUGGUAAGGAAGAAAGGACGGAAAUUGUGACUGUAGAAGAGGAAGGUGAGAAACCUAAAACAACAGUGACCGUCGAAGAAGUACCUGUUGUAGAAGAGGUACAGGAAUUACCUGAGUUCAAACCUGAACAAGUAUCAACUGAGACAGUAGUGACCGAAUCAGUAACUGAAGAAGGCAAACCAGUGAAAACUAUUGUGAAGAAGAUCAAAAAGCGUAAGCGUGGUAAAGAAGAAAGAACGGAAAUUGUGACUGUCGAAGAAGAAGGUGAGAAACCUAAAACAACAGUAACCGUCGAGGAAAUACCUAUUGUGGAAGAAGUAGAAGAGUUACCUGAGUUUAAACCUGAACAAGUAUCAACUGAGACAUUUGUAACUGAAUCAGUAACUGAAGAAGGCAAACCUGUGAAAACUAUUGUGAAGAAGAUCAAAAAGCGUAAGCGUGGUAAAGAAGAAAGAACGGAAAUUGUGACUGUUGAAGAGGAAGGUGAGAAGCCUAAAACAACAGUGACCGUCGAAGAAGUACCUAUUGUAGAAGAGGUAGAGGAAUUACCUGAAUUUAAACCUGAACAGGUAUCAACUGAGACAGUCGUAACCGAAUCAGUAACUGAAGAAGGCAAACCAGUGAAAACUAUUGUGAAGAAGAUCAAAAAGCGUAAGCGUGGUAAAGAAGAAAGAACGGAAAUUGUGACUGUCGAAGAGGAAGGUGAGAAGCCUAAAACAACAGUGACCGUCGAAGAAGUACCUGUUGUAGAAGAGGUAAAGGAAUUACCUGAAUUUAAACCUGAACAGGUAUCAACUGAGACAGUCGUAACCGAAUCAGUAACUGAAGAAGGCAAACCCGUCAAAACUAUUGUAAAGAAGAUCAAAAAGCGUAAGCGUGGUAAAGAAGAAAGAACGGAAAUUGUGACUGUAGAAGAGGAAGGUGAGAAACCUAAAACAACAGUGACCGUCGAAGAAGUACCUGUUGUCGAAGAGGUACAGGCAUUACCUGAGUUCAAACCGGAACAAGUAUCAACUGAGACAGUCGUAACCGAAUCAGUAACUGAAGAAGGCAAACCCGUCAAAACUAUUGUAAAGAAGAUCAAAAAACGUAAGCGUGGUAAAGAAGAAAGGACGGAAAUUGUAACUGUCGAAGAAGAAGGUGAGAAACCUAAAACAACAGUAACCGUCGAGGAAAUACCUGUUGUAGAAGAAGUAGAGGAAUUACCUGAGUUUAAACCUGAACAAGUAUCAACUGAGACAUUUGUAACUGAGUCAGUAACUGAAGAAGGCAAAGCAGUGAAAACUAUUGUAAAGAAAAUUAAGAAGCGUAAGCGUGGUAAAGAAGAAAGGACAGAAAUUGUGACUGUCGAAGAAGAAGGUGAGAAACCUAAAACUACAGUGACGGUCGAAGAAAUACCUGUUGUAGAAGAGGUAGAGGAAUUACCUGAAUUUAAACCUGAACAAGUAUCAACCGAGACUGUCGUAACCGAAUCGGUAACUGAGGAAGGCAAACCCGUGAAAACUAUUGUAAAGAAAAUUAAGAAGCGUAAGCGUGGUAAAGAAGAAAGGACGGAAAUUGUGACUGUCGAAGAAGAAGGUGAGAAACCUAAAACAACAGUGACCGUCCAGGAAAUACCUGUUGUAGAAGAAGUAGAGGAAUUACCUGAGUUUAAACCUGAACAAGUAUCAACUGAAACUGUUGUAACCGAAUCAGUAACUGAAGAAGGCAAACCAGUGAAAACUAUUAUAAAGAAAAUCAAAAAACGUAAGCAUGGUAAAGAAGAAAAAACGGAAAUUGUCACCGUCGAGGAAGAAGGUAAAGAACCGGAAGUAACAGUUUCCGUAGAAGAAACGGAAAUACCAGAAGUUGCUGAAGAGGAACCAAAGGAACCUAAAAAGAAAAUCAAAAAGGUAAAGAAACCUAAAGAAGAAAAAAUAUUAUUCGUUCCUUUGAUUGAAGAGAAAAAGAAAGAACAAGAAGAAGAACCACAGGGAGAUGUGAUAGAAAUGAUUCAAACCGAACUACUGAAAAAAGCUUUGGCGCAUCAACUGCCUGAAAUGCCAUCUACGGAAGAAACAGAAACGUUUGAGACUGUAACUGAAGAGGGUAAAGCAAAGAAAACUACAAUAAAGAAAAUUAAAAAGCGUAAAGGUGACAAAGAACAACGAACUGAAAUCGUGACAGUGGAAGAAGAAGGUAAACCUCAAGAAACGACAGUUACGACGGCGGAAAUUCCAAUUCAAGAAGCGAUUGAAGAAAUUCCUGAAUUUAAAGAAGCUAUUUCUACAGAAACUCAUGUGACUGAAACUGUGAGUAAAACAGGCAAACCCACAAAAACCAUAGUUAAGAAAAUAAAGAAACAUAAGGGUGCUAAAGUGGAAAAAACUGAAAUCGUGACAGUUGAAGAAGAGGGUGAGAAACCAAAAACUACGGUUUCUGUUGAAGAGUACGACGUUCCUGAAAAGCUAGAAGAAAUACCAACCAUUGUUCCAGAGAAACCAGAUUUCGUAGAAGAGUUACCUGCAGAAGUUCAAGUUAUCGAAACCGUAACUCCCAGUGGUAAACACAAGAAGACGAUUGUUAGAAAACUGAAGAAGCGCAAAGGCGACAAAAUUGAACAAACUGAAAUAGUAACAACUGAAGAAGUAGGCAAGAAGCCUACGACAACCGUUUCAGUCGAAGAAAUCGAAGCCCCUGAAGAAUUAGAAGAAAUUCCAGCGAUCAAGCAAGAAGAACCUCGAUAUGUUGAAGAACUCCCAGUUGAAAUCCAAGUCACUGAAACCAAAACGAAAGAGGGUAAACCCCGGAAAACAAUUGUUAAGAAAAUCAAGAGGCGCAAAGAUGGAAAAAUAGAGGAAACAAAAGUCACGCGAGUGGAAGAGGAAGGUAAAACGCCACAGACUACUGUUCUUAUUGAAGAAACUGAAAUACCCGAAACACCAGAUCUAAAGGAAGCCAAAAUUUCCACUGAAAUACAAGUAGUGGAAACGAUCAGCGAGGAAGGUAAGCCCAAGAAAACAAUCACAAAGAAAAUAAAGAAACGUAAAGAUGGUAAAGAGGUAAAGACCGAAACUGUGACAGUGGAAGAAGAAGGAAAGAAACCGAAAACAACAGUUAUUGUUGAUGAUUUCGAAGAAUGCCAAGAUCUAGAGAUCGAAAAAUUAGAACCUGAAAAAGUGGAUCAUAUUGUUGAAUUGCCUGUUGAAAUACAAGUUACAGAAACGGUAACUAAAGAGGGUAAGCCUAGAAAAACGACCGUGAAAAAGCUUCGCAGACGCAAAGGUGACAAAGUUGAGAAAACAGAAAUUGUGACAGUAGAAGAAGAGGGUAAAAAGCCUACAACUACGGUAUGUAUUGAAGAGGUUCCAGAUGAAACUGAAGAAAUGCCAGAAACGAAACCAGACUACAUCGAAAUAUUACCAGUGGAGGUACAGGUAAGUGAAGCGGUAACUGAAGAAGGUAGUUCUAAAAAAACCAUUAUUAAGAACAUUAAACGGCGUAAAGGUAGUAAAAUUGAAAAAACAAAAGUAGUAACUGUAGAAGAAGAAGGUAAACAACCUGAAGUUACGGUAUCAGUUGAAGAAUCUGAAACACCUGAAGAAUUGCAGCCGGAAAAAGUUUCGACUGAAAUAGAAGUCACCGAAACAGUCACUAAAGAAGGUAAGCCUAGAAAAACUACAAUCAAAAAGACGAAUAAACGUAGAGGAAGUAAGGUAGAGAUUUCACAAACUGUAACAGUAGAAGAAGUAGGGGAGAAACCGCAAACGACCGUAUCGAUUGAAGAAAUCGACGUUCCUGAAGAAAUUCAAGAAAUACCUGCACUUCCGUUUGAAACACCUGAUUACAUAGAAGAACUUCCUGCUGAAGUGGUAGUAACUGAAACCAUCACGAAAGACGGUAAACGACAAAAAACCACAGUUAGAAAAGUAAGAAAACCCAAAGGGUUGAAAGAAGAAAGAACAAAAGUUGUAACAGUGGAAGAAGAAGGUGAAGAACCUGUAACUAGCAUCCUUGUUGAAGAAGGACCAGUUGCUGAAAAACCGGAAGAAAUCACAAAACCACUUGAAAAAUUACCGAUAGAAGUCACAGUUACGCAAACGGUAAGUAGUGAAGGCAAACCUAGAAAAACCACGACCAAAAAAAUAAAACGUCGCCAUGGUAACAAGGAAGAAAUUACAGCAAUUGUCACAACAGAGGAAGAAGGAAAGGAACCGCAAACGACGGUCGCGAUUGAAGAAAUAAACCUACCUGAAGAGAUUGAACUUUUGCCCGAAAAACCAACAGUAAUCGAAGAACUUCCAACUGAAAUUAAAGUAACCGAAUCUAUAGGCAAAGAUGGAAGACCCACUCGAAAAACAGUGAAAGUGCGACGUCUGCGUAAACGCAAAGGUAGUAAACAAGAGGACACCCAGAUUGUAACAGUGGAAGAAGAAGGUAAAAAACCUGUGACAAGUGUCACUGUGGAAGAAACUGAAAUUCCGGAAACAGUUCAAGAAAUACCUGAAAUCAAACCAGAGGAAGCUGUAUACCUAGAGGAAUUGCCUACGGAGGUACAAGUUACCGAAACUAUAACUAAGGAAGGCAAACCUAAACGAAAAAUUGUUAAAACCCGGAAACUCCGUAAACGCAAAGGUAGCAAACAGGAAACCACUGAGAUUGUAACAGUCGAAGAAGAAGGCAAACAACCACAAUUUUCUGUGUGUGUUGAAGAAAUCGACGCACCGGAGGAAUACCAAGAAAUUGCAGAUAUUGUACCACUUGAACCAACUUACAUUGAAGAACUUCCAACGGAAAUCAAGGUUACCGAAGUUAUAACCAAAGAAGGUAAACCGAAAAAGAAAACUGUAAAAAUUAGAAAAAUUAGAAAGCGUAGAGGCAGCAAACAAGAGGAUACUCAAAUUGUGACAGUUGAGGAGGAGGGAAAACCUACGGAGACUAUAGUAUCGGUGGAGGAAACCGAAAUUCCUGAACAAUUACUAGAAAGCGUUAAACCAUCCGAAGUUCUGAUAGAAGAACUGCCUCAAGAAGUGCAAAUAAUAGAAACGACCACUCCUGACGGUACAACUAAAAAGCAAAAAGUUAAAACACGUACUAUUAAAAAGCAAAAAGGUGAUAAAGAAGAACAAACAAAAAUUGUUACUGUAGAGGAAGAAGGAAAAGAACCUGAAAUAACAGUAACGAUUGAAGAAAGUGAAGUUCCAGGUAAACCUACGAAGAAAAAAGUUAAAAAACCAAAGAAACCAAAAGAAGAAAAGCCAAGCGAAGGCGAAAAAAUAUUAUUUGUACCAACGUUGGCACAAAAAGAGCAGGAAGGAGAUGUUGUAGGAAUGAUUCAAGUCGAGCUCCUCAAAAAAGCAUUAGCUCAUGAUUUACCAGAAAGGCCACAAGAAGAAGUAAUUGAACUUCCAGAAAUCAGUGCCGUUGAGGAAUUACCUGAGGAAGUAAUACAAGUUGAAGAAAUCGACAAGAAAGGGGUUCCGGUACAAAAAACAAUCAAAAAACGUACAAUUAAAAAGAAAAAGGGCGAUAAACUAGAAAUAACAAAAAUUGUCACAACAGAAAAAGAGGGUGAAACUCCAGAAACUACUAUAAGUACGGAAGAAGUAGAUAAAGAUAACGAAUUGUAUCAGCAACCUGGAGUACCCCUUACAGAAUUACCUGAAGAUGAAGAGGUUAUUGAAAUCAGUACAAGUGAUAACGUGCCAAAGAAAAAGGUCACAAAAAAGAAAACUUUGCUGAAAAAAGUGGGUCCGAAAACAGAAGCUACUGAAAUUGUGACUGUCCUCGAAGACGAUAAAAAGCCAGAACAAACAGUCACGGUGAAAGAAUAUCCAUCCAAACCUAAAAAGAUUAUUAAAAAGGUGAAAAAAGACAAACCGAAACCGGAUGGUGCAGAAACAACAGAAAAACCUCAACCUAUGACACUAGAAAUUAUUAAAAUGGAACCCACAAAAGUAAAAAUAGUCAGCAAAGAAGAAAUACCUCUAUUAAGUCAAUUAAAGAAACCUAAAAGGGCACCAAAGAAAGAACUAAAAACUGUUAAAUUCCCCAAGGUUCGUUUAACGAGCAGAAUCGUACGAAUUACUUUCCCACCAGAAUCUGAGCAAGAACAAACACCAGUUAUCACUCAGCGCAAGCGUGACCUUAAAGAUCACGGCGAACUUUCUAGAAAUGUGAAAGAAGCAGAACAAGUCUUAAAGAAAAAGAAAUUUAAAGUAAAAGAUAUUGAGAAAUUCGUUGCUGAUUUGGAAACACCCGAGGACACAGAACUUCCCGAAAAAACAAAAAUUAAAAAAGAUAAACCGAAAGAAAAAUACGAAAGAAAACCUAAACCCUCACCGGAAGACGAGGAACAACCGGAAAAAUUAAAAAUUGGCAAAGGCCAAAUACCUAAACAAGACGAUGAACAAGAAAUCGUCAAACUCAAAAAAGUACCUGAAAAACCUGGGGAAGAAAAACCAGAGAUACCCGGAAAGGCUAAACCGAAGCCCAAACCGGAACAGAAACCUAAAGAGGAGAAACCUGAAGAUGAAACUGAUCGAAUCAAAUUUAAGCCCUAUGAUAUUGAUGUGCCUGAUACGGAACUUGAGAAACCAGAAAAAAUCGAUCAUGAUAAAGAAAAAGACGAUAAAGAGAAACCGAAGGGUAAAUAUAAACCUAAAAAGAAAGAAAAGGCGGAACCCGAAAAAACAGAAACUCCGUUAAUUAAAGGUAAACCUAAGGAAAAACCGGACGAAGAAGUUGAGGAUAUUAAAUUAAAAUAUAAACAAAAACCGAAACCUGACGAAGAACCAGAGACUAUUAAACUAAAACCGUGGAAAAAGGAACGUGAUGAUGAAGUCACUCCAGUUAAACUGUUAGAUAAAAUAGAAUUCAAAGUACCAAAAGUGUCAUAUAUUGAAGAAUUUCCGGAAAAAGAAGAAGUGAUUGAGGAAAUAGUUGACCAAAAGCCUAAAAAGAAAAGAGUAAAGACAAGAGUACUGAAACGAGAUUUAGGUGAUAAAAAAGAAAUUACUGAGAUUGUUACAGUACAAGAGGAUGAUAAAAAACCACAAACAACAAUUAUUACUACAGUUGAACCCACUGAAGAAAAACCCCUUGAAGCUCCCAAAGUUGAAAAGAGAAUUAUUCCAACCAUAGUAAUAGAAUUACCAGAGGAAAUUAAAGAAACGGAGGAGGAAACUCAAAAGGGAAAAGUAAUAAAGAGAGUUAUUAAAAAGAAAGUAAUUAAAAAACGAGUAGGACCUAUCGAGGAGGUGAUCAACAUUGAAACCGUAGAAAUAGAAGGUAAAGAACCAGAAAUUAAAGUAACGGUCGAAGAAGUUAUAUCUGAUGAACUUCCUGAACUUACCGAAGGAGUAGUUAUUGAAGAACUUCCAGAAAAAGUCGAGGAAGUUGAGGAAGAGGUUAGAGGCAAAAUCAAAAAGAAGAAAAUCAGAAAGCGCGUCUUUAAAAAGGACGACGAAGGCAAGAAAGAAAUUACUGAAAUCGUUUCAGUUGAAGAUGACGAAAAGCCUGAAAUCACAGCCUCUAUCGUAGUCCCUGAUUCCUCCAACACUGUCAUAGUUGAGUUUCCAGAAGAAACUGAAAUAACUGAAAUUCGCAGAAAGAAGAAAAUUAAAACAAAACGUACUAUCAAAAAACAAAUCGGCCCCAUGCAGGAAAUCACUAGAAUUGAAACCGAAGAAGUGGAAGGUAAAGAACCAGAGACUUCUGUUACGAUAGAGGAAAUUAUCGCAGACGAUAUUCCUCAAAUCACUGAAGCAAAACCUGUUGAAGAAUUACCAGAAAAAGAAAUAAUAGUUGAGGAGGAAGUUAAAGGUAAAAUAAGAAGAAAGAAGAUCAAAAAGAGAGUCAUCAAGAAGGAUGUAGACGGUAAACAAGAAAUUACCGAAAUUGUUACAACAGAAGAGGAUGACAAAAUACCAGAAGUCACUGUCACGACAGUCGUUCACGACAUUUCUGCCACGGAACCUUCUGAAGAAGAAACGAAACCACUUGAACCGCAAAAACGAAAACCGAAGAAAGUAACCCCGACAAUUGUAGAACUGCCUGAGGAGGUUACAGUUACUGAAGUCAAAAUAGAAGAUGCUCCCUCUAAAAAGGUUACUAAAAAAGUGAGAACAAUUAAGAAGCAAAUUGGUCCUAUUCAAGAAAUUACAAGGAUUGAAACAGCUACUGAAGAAGAUAACGAACCCGAAACGACUGUUACAAUCGAAGAAAUAAUAGCUGACGAAACUCCUGAAUUUGUUGAAGCUAAACCUGUGGAGGAAUUACCCGAAAAAGUACAAGUUGUUGAAGAAAUAGUUGAAGGAAAAAUAAAAAGAAAGAAAAUCAAGAAGAAAGUAAUUAAAAAAGAGAAUGGCCAAGGUCAAAAAGAGAUUACUGAAAUUGUGACAAUAGAAGAAGAGGGGAAGGUACCUGAAAGGGUUGUCACAACUAUAAUCCCCGAUGUUUCAACAAUCGAUGAAGAGACGGCUAAACCACUUGACACAAAAGAAACGCCUAAGAAAAAAGUGAAACCUACAGUAGUUGAACUACCGGAAGAAGUAAAAGUUACUGAGGUAGUAACUAAGAAAGGUCCUACCAAGAAAGUAACUAAAACUCGAAUAAUCAAAAAACAAACAGGACCGAUUGAGGAAAUUACAAAAAUAGAAACGAUCGAAGAAGAAGGAAAAGAACCCGAGUCUGUAAUUACUGUAGAGGAAAAAAUUUCAGACGAAGUAUCUGAAAUUAUCGAAGCUCAACCUGUCGAAGAGCACGAAAAAGAAGAAGUAGUACAUGAAAAAGUUGGUGACAAAGUCAAAACGAAGAAAAUUAAAAAGCGAAUUCUGAAAAAGAUUGUUGACGGUAAACCAGAUGUUACUGAAAUUGUAACCAUAGAAGAAGACGACGAAAAACCAAAGACCAUUGUCACAAAAUUGCAUGACGUUAAAAGUAUUGAAGAUGAAAUCAGUAAAAUGUUUGAACCAGAAAAGGUCAAACCUAAACAGGCUAAACCAGUAAUCGUCGAACUACCGGAAGAAAUUAAAGUUACUGAAGUGAAAACAAGGAAAGGGCCUGUUAAGAAAACUACCAAGACAAGGGUAAUUAAAAAACAAACGGACAAUGUACAAGAAAUCACGAAAAUUGAAACCGCCGAAGUGGAAGGUAAAGAGCCAAAAACCACUGUAACAAUCGAAGAAAUUGUAACCGACGAGGUGCUUCCUCUUCAAGAAGCCACAGUUGUGGAGGAAUUGCCAGAAAAAGUAGAUAUUGUAGAAGAAGUAGACAGAGGCAAGAAAAUAACGAAGAAAAUUAAAAAACGUGUUUUCAAAACGGAUAAAGAUGGCAAACAAGAAAUUACAGAAAUUGUAACUGUUGAAGAAGACGAUAAAUUACCCCAAACCACUGUUACAACUCUAAUUCACGAUACUUCCACUGUUCAGCCGCUUGAGGAGGAAACAACAGAGCCUCACGAGCCUAGUAAAACUAAACCCAAGAAAAUUAAACCCACUGUAGUGGAAAUGCCUGAAGUGAAAGUGACCGAAGUCACUACAAAGGAAGGAAAACCUGUUAAGAAAACAGUUACAAAGAAAGUCAUUAAGAAACAAAUCGGUCCGAUUCAGGAAAUUACCAAAAUUGAAACAACAGAGGAGGCAGGUGAAGAACCUAUAACCACUGUUACCGUUGAAGAAAUUAUUGCGGAUGAACCCCUUGUUACCGAAGAAAUUAAAGCAAUUGAAGAAUUACCAGAAAAAGUCGACGUUGUUGAAGAAGUUGUAAUGGGUAAAAUAAAAACAAAGAAAAUUAAAAAGCGCGUACUUAAAAAAGACAAAGAUGGAAGACAAGAAAUAACAGAAAUAGUUACGAUUGAAGAGGAUGACCAAAAACCUCAAACCACUGUUACAACACUGGUUCACGACAUUUCUAGCGUUCAACCGCUUGAAGAAGAAACGAAACCUCGUGACGUUGAAAAAACGAAGCCUAAGAAAAUUAAACCUACUAUAGUGGAAUUGCCUGAAGUAAAGGUCACCGAAGUCGUCACAAAACAAGGAAAACCCGUUGAGAAAACAGUUACGAAGAAAGUCAUCAAAAAACAAAUAGGACCAAUUCAAGAAAUCACUAAAAUAGAGACAGCAGAAGAAGAAGGUGAAGAACCUGUUACUACUGUUACAGUUGAAGAAAUUAUUGCAGACGAACCAAUCGUUACGGAAGAAGCUACAGUAGUUGAAGAACUACCACAAAAGGUUGACGUUAUUGAAGAAACUGUAAUGGGUAAAGUAACAACAAAGAAAGUUAAAAAGCGCGUUAUCAAAAAAGAUAAAGAUGGAAAGCAAGAAAUAACAGAAAUAGUUACAAUUGAAGAGGAUAAUCAGAAACCUCAAACCACUGUUACAACACUGAUUCAUGACAUUUCCAGCGUUCAACCACUUGAGGAAGAAACAAAACCGCACGAGGGAGAACCUCUUAAACCUGAACAAGCCAAACCAAAGAAAAUCAAACCAACAAUUAUUGAAUUACCGGAAGAGGUUGAAGUUACUGAAGUACAAACUCAAGAAGGCUUACCCAAAAAGAAAACGGUGACUAAAAAAGUGAUCAAAAAGCAAACGGGUCCCAUUCAAGAGGUGACCAAAAUUGAAACUACUGAGGAAGAAGGUAAAGAACCUGAAACUAAAGUGACUGUUGAAGAAUUUAUAGCUGAAGAGCUUCCUGACGUUGCGGAAGCGACGAUCGUUGAAGAACUACCCGAAAAAGUUGACGUAGUAGAAGAAAUAGUGGGAGAUAAAAUUCAAAAGAGAAAAGUUAAGAAACGGGUAAUAAAGAAAGACAAAGAUGGUAAACAAGAAAUUACAGAGAUUGUAACCAUUGAAGAAACAGACAAAAAACCUAAAUCUACAGUUACUACUUUAGUCCAUGAUAUUUCUUCAGAAGGUCCAAUUGAACAAGAAUCUUUCACUUCAUUUGAACCCGAUAAGAGACAACCAAAGAAAGUUAAACCCAUAAUAGUUGAACUUCCGGAGGAAGUUAAAGUAACGGAAGUAAUAACUGAACAAGGGCCUGUGCAAAAGGUCACCACGAAAAGAGUAAUUAAAAAACAAAUCGGUCCGAUACAAGAAAUAACCAAAAUUGAAACCGCAGAAAUAGAGGAUCAGGAGCCUGAAACAACUGUUACAGUUGAAGAAUUUAUUACAGAUGAAAUACCUGAAAUCAAAGAGGCUCAAGUAAUUGAAGAAAAGGAAGAAGUCGAAGUAUUAAAGGAAAAGGUAGGUGAUAAAGUGAAAGUAAAGAAAGUUAAAAAGCGCACCAUAACAAAAGAAGUUGAUGGUAAACCUGAAGUUACAGAAAUUAUUACUAUACAAGAAGAUGAUAAAAAACCUAAGACUACUGUAAAGACUAGAACGCACGAUAUUGUCACUGCAGAACCACUGACAGAAAGUGUUCAACCAUUCGAACCUGAAAAGAUCAAGAAAAAGAAAAUUCAGCCCACGAUAGUCGAACUACCUGAAGAAGUAAAAGUUACCGAAAUUAUUACAGAGAGAGGACCGAUAGAGAAAGUAACAACAAAAAGAGUCAUUAAAAAACAAAUUGGGCCUGUACAAGAAAUCACUAAAAUUGAAACAACUACCGAGGAAGACCAACCUCCUGAAACUACAGUUACAAUUGAAGAAAUUGUAUCUGACGACAUACCGGAAAUAAUCGAAGCCAAACCUGUAGAAGAAGUCGAGAAAGUUGAUAUCGAAGAAAAAGUAGUCGAUGGCAAAGUGAAAAAGGUAAAGACUAAAAAACGUAUCAUUAAAAAAGAUAACGCCGAUGGUAAACAACAAAUUACUGAAAUUGUUACCGUUGAAGAAGAUAACAAAGAACCUCAAACUACUGUCACAACUAUCUUACAUGACACAUCGACCAUUGAACCAAUAGCUGAAGAAAUGCUUAAAGCGUUUAAACCAGAAAAGACAAAACCUGAAACUGUUACUCCAACAAUAAUUGAAUUUCCUGAAGAAGUUACAGUUACUGAAAUAACAACACAACAAGGCGUACCCUCUAAAAAAGUUACCAAAAAGAAGAUCAUCAAAAAACAGGUAGGUCCUGUCGAGGAAAUAACAAACAUCGAAACCACUCAGGAAGGCGAUGAAGAACCGAAAACCACAAUUACGAUUAUCGAAUUAGUUCCGGAUGAACUUCCGAAAUUUAUCGAACUUAAGCCAACUGAAGAGCUUCCGGAAAAAGUCGAAGUAAGUGAAGAAGUGGUUGACGGUAAGAUCAAGAAGAAAAAAAUUAAGAAACAAGUCACCAAACGGGAUGUAGACGGUAAACCUGAAAUCACAGAAGUAAUUACUGUACAAGAAGAUGACAAAUUACCCGAAAUAACUGUUAAUAUUUACACAUCUUACAACAAUUUCACAGAACCACUGAAACUUGAAACUGUCACAGACUUCGAUCAAACACCUGGUAUACCACAACGUAUAACUCCUAGUCUGACACCUCACACAACCACAAAAACCACUACAGAAGUACACACGCUAGAACAUACAACAGAAACACCACUAGGUGAGGUAACAGAACAAGCAAUUACCGCUAAAGGAGAAGUAGUAACUGAGAUUAAAGAACCAGUUAUUGUGGAAACUGUCGAAACCCAAAAACCAAUCGACGGUUACAAGCCGGAAGAAAAAGAAGCUCCCAAAGAAAAGAAAAAGGUAAAGAAACCAAAACCAAAGAAACCAGAAGAGAAACCCCUGAUCGAAGAAGUGGCCGAUGAAGAAGAAGAAGAAGCUGCCCCAGAACAAACAACCGAAUUAAAGGAAACUGGUAGGAAAGUAGAGAAAAUAAGGAAAGUGAAAACACAUGAAAUAGAAUUCCAAGAAGCGGUUGUUGAGGAGAUAACAACGAAACAAGAAAAGAAACCGAAGAAGAAAGUCAAAGUCCCAGCUGAAGAGAAACUCCCCGAAGAGGAGGUCACCGAAGAAAUUAUUGACGAAUUCGGAAGGAAAAAGGUUAUUAUUCGAAAGGUCAAAACCGAAGAAAAACACUUCCAAGAAGCGGUAGUCGAGGAAGUUAAGGCGCUCGAAGAUGUCACUGAAGAAGAAAAACCUGUAGUAGAAGAACCUACACCAGAAAAGCCCAAAAAGAAAGUUAAGAAACCUAAACCACAAGAAGAAGUUCCUCAAGAACCUGAAAUUGAAGAGGUGGAAGAAGAAAAACCAGUGGAAGAAGCUCCUGAAGAAAAAGAGGUUCCUGGUGAGAAAAAGAAAAAGAAAAGGAAGGUUAAACCUGAAGAAAAGCCGGUGGAAGAACCAGUUGUCGAAGAGGAAAAACCUGAAGAAAAAGCUCCAGAAGAAAUUAAGAAACCGGGCUUGCGCAAACAGAAAUCCGUUCUCAUGAAAAUUGAACACGUGGAACAAGAACAACCCAGCAAAUCCAAAAUCGUACCAGUUAAGGACCUUCCUCAACAUUUUGCAGAGAUUAAGCUUCGUAAGCCAAAGGCUCCUGCAAAGAAAGAUGUUCCGAAGACCAAAAUACCAAAAAUGCGACUCAAGAGUCGCAUAGAAUUUAUAGAAUUUCCCUCUCAGACUGAGAAAGAACAACUUCCAGUUAUUAGUGAAUUAGAACCAGUUUAUAGAGACAAUGGUGUUAUAUCAAGGAACAUCAAAGAGGCGGAAGCUGCUCCAAAAACCAAGAAACGAAGGCUUAAGAACUUCGACAAAGAAUUCAAGGACUUGGAAACAUUAGAUCUCGAAAUGGGCGAAAGAGAGAAACCUGUGUUAGAGGAGGUCGAUGAUCAAUACAGAGUUCAAAAACCAAAGAGAAAACCGUCCGUCCCCAAAGACGAACCGAAACCACUGAAAAUUGGAGUCGGUAAAGUGCCUAAACCUGAAGAAGAAGACCAACAAGUUAAAUUGAAAAAAGUUCCUGAAAAAAUAACAGAAGAGAAACUGGAACCUGAAAAGAAACCCAAGAAAGAGGUCAAGGAAGAAAAACCCAAGAAACCUGAGAAACCAGAGGAAGAAGAUGAUCGCAUCAAAUUCAAGCCGUACGAUAUUGAUCAUGAAAAACCGGAAAAAAUAGAAAGAGAGAAAUUCGAAUUGGAAGAACCAGAUAAAGAGAAACCUGAAAAGAAGAAAGUCAAGGUUCCUAAAGAAAAGAAAGCAAAACCAGAACCCGAAGUCGAUGAAAUUACAAUCAAGAAAGGUAUACCUAAACCUAAAACAGAGGAAGAAGAGCCGGAUGUUUCAUUCAAAGCUAAACAAAAACCAAAACCAGAGGAAGAACCGGAAGAAAUAAAAUUAAAACCUUUCAAGAAGCCUAAAGAGCCGGAAGAACCACAAAAGGUGGAGAAAGAAUUGCCUGCUAAACUCGACGCCGUUCCUUCUCAUGAUUUCGAAAAAGAUGACAUUGAGUUCAAGCCACCAGAAGAUAAAGAGAAACCGAGAAAGAAGAAAAAGAUCAUCAUCAAAAAACCAAAAACCAAAGGUAAGGUCGACGAAAAGGUAGAGGAACCUGAAAUUGAGGAACCUGAAGAAGAAGUUCCGGAAGAAGAGGAAGAACUCAUUCCUGAAGUUGAAGAAAAAACUCCUGAACAGGAAGAAAUACUUGAACCUGAAGUCGAAGAGGUACCCGAAGCCGAACCAGUUCCCGAAGAAAAACCAGCUGAAAAACCGGCUGAGCCUGAAAAACGCAAGAAAAUUAUCAAAAUCAAGAAACCGAAAGAAAAGCCUGACGAAGAGGAGAUUAAACCAGCUGAAGAACAAGUAGCUGAAAUGAAAGAAAAACCACAACGUCUGUUCAUUAUAAAGAAAUCUACGCAAAAAGCACAAUUUCUGCAGAUCAGUGAACCAGAAAAAGUUAACUUCGCUGAAAUUAAAUUAAAGAAAACUAAAGUUGAAAAGAAAGAAGUCGAAGGGACUAAAGUUCAGUUACCAAUGCUUAAGAGUCGCAUAAAACAUGAAACAUUCCCACCAUUAUCUGAAACAGAACAAAAACCAAUUAUCGCAGAUCUGGAACCGGUGUUCAGGGAGAACGGUGUUUUAUCAAGAAACAUAGAAGAAGCAGAAACAGUAAAGAGAAGGAAGAAGAAGAAGGUGGUCGUAGAAACAGAAAAACUAAAGCAAUUAGAUUUAGAAGUAGAAGAACUGAAACAGGCUGAACUCGAAAAAGUAGAUGAUGAGUUUAAAAAGAGACCUGAGGUGCGAAAGAAAGAGAAACCAGAACCUAUUGUAAUUGAACAAACAAAAGUUCCACCUGUACAGCACGUAAAGAUCAAAGAACCAGAAAGCAAGCCGAUCAAUCUAGCAGACAUCAAACUCAAACCACGAAAAGUUGUUCAAAAAGAGGUACCCAAAGAAAAGAUAAAGAAACCAAAACUGAAGAGUAGGAUUGAGCACGUUACUUUCCCACCAAUCGACGAAAUUUUACAGAAACCGAAAAUUACAAUACUUGAACCAGUCUACAGAGAUAAUGCCGUUAUAUCGAGGAAUGUUGAAGAAGCGAAGAAAGUUAAAAAGAAGAAACCUAUCAGAAUCAAGGAAAGCGAUAUUGAUUUAACACAUCUGGAAAAGCUGGAUUUAGAAAUGGAGGAAAUAAAAAAGAAAGAACUAGAAAAAGUAGACAGUCAAUACAAAUACGAAAGAAAACCAAAAGAAAAAGAGGAACCAGUUCCACAAGAAGAGGUUAAAAUCAAACUUGGUAAAGGCAAAAUACCAGAGCCACUUGGGCCGGACGAAACUGUAACACUGAAGAAAGUGCCACAAAAGCCAAAAGAAGAAGAAGUUGAAGUUGAAUUAAAGAAACCUAAGGUUACAGAGAAGGAAAAACCGAAACCAGAAAAAGAAGAAAAAGAAGAACCAAAAUUGGAACCGUUCAAACCGUACGAUAUUGAUCACGACAAACCUGAAAAGUUAAAAUAUGAGCCCACAGAAAUAGAAGAACCGAAAGAGGAAGAAAAGGAAAAGGAAAAACCAAAGAAACCUAAGGCAAAGAAAGAAAAACCAGAACCAGAGACGGUUGAAAUGAAAUUGGUUAAAGGUAAACCUAAACCUCAGGAAGAGGAAGAAGUACCAGAAAUAAAACUGACAUACAAACAGAAACCACCUCCAGAGGAAGUUCCUGAAGAAAUAAAACUAAAACCAAUUCCAAAAGAAAAGCCCGAAGAACCUGUCGAGGUAGUUAAAGUAAUUAAACCUGAAGACGGAGAGAUACCUAAAGAAAAGCCUGUGGAAAAAGACCAAGAAACUGUAACUCCAGGGAAAGAAAAGAAAGUCAAAAAGGUAAUUAUUAAAAGAAAGAAACCAAAAGAAGGACCUGAAGAAGAAGUGCCUGCUCCAGAGGAGCCUGCCGUUGAAGACGAAAAACCUGAAGAAAUAAUAGAACCAGAAGAAGAAAUACCUGCACCCAAAGAAGAAGUCCCUGAAGAAAAACCUGAAGAAAAACCCGAAGAAAAGCCUGAGGAGAAGCCAGAGCAAGUACCUGAAGAAAAACCAGACGAAAAAACGGACGUUACCAAAAUUAAAAAGAUCAAGAAAACUGUUAUAAAAGUCAAGAAACCAAAACCAGGAGAAGAAGAAGUUCCAGAGGAAGAACCUGUUAUCGAAGAACCAGAAGAAGAGCUACCGAAACCCGUAGUAGAGGAAAAGAAAGUAGAAGAAGAAAAACCCAAACCUAAAGAUGAACCUAAAGUGGAGGAACCGGCUCCCGUCGAAGUUAAAGCCAAACCUAAAGAGAAGGAAGAAGAACCAAAACCAGCUGAAGUCAAACCGAAGAGGCGUCCCGUGAUUAAAAAACCUGAACCUAAAAAGGCUAAGCUGCCAAGAUUAAAGAGUAGAAUCGUAUACGUAGAAUUUCCUCCCGCCAAUGAAGCGGAACAAAAACCAGUUAUUACGCAACUGGAGAAAGUUGUGAAAGAUCAAGGGCAAAUAUCGAGAAAUGUUAAGGAAGCUGAAAAAAUAAUCAAGACAAAACGAAGAAAACCUAAAGAUACCGACAAAUCCCUGCUAGACUUGGAACAACUUGACCUUGAAAUGGAAGAACUCAAAAAGAAAGAACUCGAAAAAGUGGAUGACGCAUUUAAGUUUGAAAAGAAACCAAAGAAACCAAAAGAAGAGGAAAUAGAAGUUAAGGAAUCUAUAAAGAUCGGCAAAGGAAAAGUUCCUGAAAAACCAGAAGACGAAGACGAAGCUAUUAAGCUAAGAAAAGUUCCAGACAAAGUGAAAGAAGAGGAAGCUCCUAAAGAAAAGACGCCCAAAGUGAAAGAAGAAGAAGAAAUAAAGAAAGUUAAAAAAGAACCUAAAGAAAAGAAAGAUAAAAUUGAAUUUACACCAACUGAUUACGAACGAGAAGAGCCAGAAAAGAUCGAAUUCGAAAAACCAGAAUUCGAAAAACCAGAAAAAGAGAUUCCUGAAGAAGAAAAGUCGAAGUACGAACGGCAGAAAAAAGAGAAACCCACGCCAGAAGAAAAAGAGCUUAAAAUUAUAAAGGGAGUUCCUAAAAAGAAAGAACCGGAAGAAGAAGAAGAUGUGAAGUUUAGGAUAAAACAAAAAGACAAACCAGAGGAAGAACCUGAACAAAUUACGUUGAAGCCUUUCAAGAAACCAGAAAAGGAAGAACCUGAAGCUGAAGUAGAAAUUAAAAAACAGGAACCACCCAAGAAAGCUGAAGAUAAGGAUGCUGAAAAAAUAACUAUUAAACGGAAAAAGAAGAAGGAACCUAAGGAGCCAGAAGAAGAAGCACCGGUUGAACUAACCAUAAAGAAGGAACCUGAGAAAGAAGAAGAAUUACCACCCACUGAAGAAGUAGUCAUAAUUAAAAAGAAACCAAAAGAACCAGAACCAACACCAGAGGAGCCAGAGGCAGAGAUCGUAAUAAAGAAACCUCCACCCAAACAAGAAGACGAAGCAGAAACAACGGUUCAACAAGUAAUCAUCAAAAAGAAAGUCAAGAAACCUGAGGAGCCUGUGGAAGAACCAGCCGCUGAAAUUACAAUUAAGAAAGAACCAGAACCCACGACAGAAGAAGUUACAACCGACCAGGUCACGAUUGUAAAGAAGAAGAAAAUUCCCAAGAAACCUGAGGUGCCUGUGGAAGAACCAGCCGCUGAAAUUACAAUUAAGAAAGAACCAGAACCCACGACAGAAGAAGUUACAACCGACCAGGUCACGAUUGUAAAGAAGAAGAAAAUUCCCAAGAAACCUGAGGUGCCUGUAGAAGAUGUAGCUGCUGAAAUAACAAUCAAGAAAGAACCGACACCAGAAGAAAAAACAGAAGAGGAAGAGGUCGCAGAAGUUGUCUUUAAGAAGAAACCAAAGAUACCUGAAGAACCUAAGGAAGAACCUGAGGCAGAAAUAACAAUUACAAAGAAACCAGAACCGGUCGUAGAAGAGGUCACAACCGAGCAAGAAAUAAAGAUUCCAAAGAAGAAAAAGAAAGAACCAAAACCAAAGGACGAAGUUGCUGCAGAAAUAACAAUCAAGAAAGCUCCUGAACCCGAAGAGAAACCUGAAGAACCAACAGUUGAAGAAGACAUCACCAUUAAAAAGAAACCUGCUCCUAAGAAGGAAGAGGACGAAGCUGAAGCUGAACUAACUGUUAAAAAACUCGAAGUUCAAGAACCGCCAGAGGACGUCGUUCAGGAAUUCACUAUAAAGAAGAAAGCACCUCCACCACGUGUACCAUCCGUUGAAGAGCACGACGAACAAGAAGUAACCAUUAAGAAAUUAAAGAAAGUUAGAAAACCUUCCAGAACAGACAUUCCGGAAUACACUGAAGUAGAAAACGUCACAUUCCGACCGAAAACAACAAAACGAUUAGAAGAUGUGGAACAAGAAUUCAAGAUUUCACUUGAUUCAUAUGCAGAAGAAGAAAUAUCGAUGUCAGGAAAGGUCAAGCUGAAAAAGCCCAAGCCUCUGACUUACAAUGAAGAAAGUGUAGGUGAAUCAAUUAAAAUUACGCAAGAAAUCGAAGCAGAAGAGGGACAAAUUGAAGAAAUCAUUGAUGAAGGAAGUGACGCUGAAGAACUACCAUACGACGAUGACGAAUCUGAAAGUUACAAUGUUCCUCUACGUAGACCUUCUAGGAAAUAUUCUAUACUUGAAGAAGGAGAGGAAGAGGUGCAACUUGGCUUAAAGAAAGAAAUUCCCUUUGGUUUUGAUGAGGAAUCUAUAACCUUGAAACGGAAGCAGAAGAGGAAACCAUCAUUCGAUCAAGAAGCGGUAAGUUUAAGUAUUACAAAAGAAUCAGAAACCAUCGACGAAGCACCAGAAAUUCAAGAAAUUAUUCAAGAAGGUGACGUCUACUUUUCCGUUCAUUCUUACGUAGCGGAAGCAGAACAAGCCAUCGAUCUUGUUGAAGGUGAAAGAGUUUACGUUAUAGAAACUCCAAACGCCGACUGGUGGCUCGUUAAGAAACAUUUAACAGAGGAGAAAGGUUGGGUACCUGCACAAAUCCUCAUGGACGAACCAAACUACACCAUGUACGUCCAAAAGAAACUCAACGAAAAGAUCGACAAACUUCCAGUCUUUGAAAAGCCCAAACCCGAAGAAAAAUCUGUAGCUCCACGAUUCAUAGAAAAACUCCAACCCGUAAUCACUCCCGACGGCUACACCGUCCAGUUUGAAUGCCAAGUCGAAGGUUUCCCACGACCUCAAAUCACAUGGUUCCGUCAAACCGCAGUGAUCAAAACAUCGAUUGACUUCCAAAUGUUCUACGACGAAGACAACGUAGCGACUUUGAUCAUUAAAGAAGUGUUCCCUGAAGAUGCAGGAACCUUCACUUGUGUCGCCAAGAACGCAGCUGGUUUUGCUUCAAGUACCACGGAACUAAUCGUAGAACUACCACUAUCAGAUCAUGGUUCCGACAUCACCGGCUUAUCGAGAAAGAGCAUGUCACGUGAAUCAUCUCUCGCAGACAUUCUGGAAGGCAUCCCUCCUACAUUCUCCCGUAAACCCAAACCCCAAUACGUUCCAGAAAAAUCUGAUGUAGUUGUCGACUGCCGAUUGGUCGCUGUACCAGAACCUGAAAUAAUUUGGUUCCGUAACGGCAGAAAGAUCACCACGAAGAAUAACGUCACUAUCAUCAUCAAUUCUGACAUGCACAGUUAUACCACUAUUCUUAAAAUUAAAGAAGUUGAAAAGAACCAAGAAGGCGAAUAUGAGAUCGUAGCAAGGAACAGAGAAGGUGAAUCCACUGUGCAAUUCACCCUUAAAGUAAAGACCGGUGAUAAGGAAGCACCACAAAUUUUGGAACCCUUGAAAUCGAUUACUGUUAGGAAAACUGAAACUGUGAUACUUAGCACUACCAUUGCUGGCAAUCCUGCACCCACGAUUAGUUGGUUCAAGAACGGGAAACCUGUUAAGAAACCCACACCUAAGAAAGACGGCGACACCUAUUCCAUCACCAUUGUUAACACGACUAUGGAAGACACAGCUGAAUAUACUGUGAAAGCUAAAAACUCAGUUGGUACCGCUGAAACAACAGCUCAACUCACUGUUGAGGAAUUCCCAGACAACGCAGAACCGCCACUCUUCGUCGAACGAUUCGAGGAACAAACUGUACCUGAACACGACACCAUCAAGCUACUCGCCCGUGUUGUCGGCAACCCAGUCCCAGAAGUCUAUUGGUUACGCGACAACAAACCUCUGAAGCCAUCAGAAAGAGUGAAGAUCUCGUACGAUGGCGAAAAUAUUGAACUCACUAUCAAGAAAGCAGACGCUGACACAGACACCGGUGAUUACAAAUGUAUCGCGAGUAACCCAGCUGGUAAAGCUUCACAUGGUGCUAAAAUCACGGUAGACGUUGAUGUUACCUUCACGAAGAAACUCAAGAAGACUUACGAGUGCAAAGAAACUGAGAAGAUCGAGUUCGAAUGUGAAACUUCUCACAAGACGACUGAAACCAAGUGGUUCCACAAUGACGUCGAAAUCAGUGGAAUGGAUCACAGAGUGGUGAUUCAAAACGGCAGAAUACACAAACUCGUAAUCAAGAAGACCACCACGAGAGACGAAGGUCACUACAGAUGUACCGUCAAGAAAGAAAAGACUGAGACUACGCUUAAGGUUAUUGAAACUAAACCGAAAUUCAUACGAGAACUGCAAGAUAUAGAAAUUCCCGAAAAGGAGGUCGCAGUUUUGGAAGUUGAGGUGUCUUCGGAUGCGGCUGACGUAACGUGGUUUAAGGAUGGAACCGUUAUUAAAGAAACUGACACUAAAUAUGUCAUCGAGAAGGAGAGAGGAGUGCGGAAGUUGUUGAUUAGAAGCACUUCCAUCCACGAUGAGGGUGAAUACAGUUGUACCCUGCUCGAUCAAGAAAGUAAAGCGGAAGUAACCGUCAUAGAACUGCCACCAGAGAUCAUUACCCCUCUGCAAGACAGAACUGUAAUCAGGGGCGAAAAAUCCGUCUUCGAAAUCGAGUUAAGUAAAGGAGAUGCUUUAGUACGAUGGUUCAAAGAUGGUACCGAAAUUCAGUUCUCAGAACACAUUCAGUUAUCUAUUGAUGGUAAACGCCAGAAACUGAAGAUCUAUAAAUCGGAACCUGAAGAUGAAGGUGUCUACAGUUGUGAAGUCGGUACCCAGAAAAGCAGUGCACGCUUGACCGUCCAAGUACCAACUGUGACUUUCUUGAAGACUCUUCCAGAAUACACCAUAGUUCCUAUUAAAUCCAACGCCGAGUUUGAAGUGGAACUCUCAAGAGAAGACGCAGAAGUCCAAUGGCUGAAACAAGGCAAGAAGAUCAAAAAAUCUUCCAAAUACACCUUCACCUCGGAGAAGACGUUCAGAAAACUCGUCGUUCACGAAGUUACUGAAGAAGAUCUGUUCGAGUACACCUGCACGGUUGAAACUCUCAAAACAUCGUCCAAACUCAAAAUUGGAGAUAAACCGUCUCCUCCGAGAGGACCUUUGGAGGUUUCUGGCAUGUCUGCCACUUCGUUCACUUUGAACUGGUCACCUUCAGAAAGCGACGGUGGUUCCCCCAUCAUCGAAUACAUCGUUGAAAUGAAAGAAGCCACCUCGAAGAAGGCCUUCAAGAAGGUCGGUGCUACCAAAGGUGAUAUCACUAACAUUCCAGUCAGUAACUUAGAAAAGGAUCACGGUUACAAAUUCCGAAUAACUGCUAGAAACUCCAUCGGUGUAAGCGACCCUUACUUACCCGAAGAUAUCAUAGUCGCAGGUUCCAGAAUCACUCCACCAUCGCCUCCAGUCAAUCUCACUGUGACCGACAUCCAGAGUCGCAGUGCAACCCUCACAUGGGAACCUCCUCUAAACAACGGAGGAACCGAAAUCACAGGUUAUGUGGUAGAAAAGCGACUAGAAUACGUCGCCAAAUGGGAGAAAGUGUACACUUUAGAAGCAAACUGCCUCACAUACACAUUCGAGAACCUCAAAGAGAAGAGCGAGUACCUCUUCAGAGUAUUCGCUGAGAAUUCCAUCGGUUUGAGCGUACCAGCAGCUACUGAGGUCGUGAAACUCAGAAGUCAUGCCACGGUACCAUCACCUCCCACGCCCCCACUGGAAAUCCGCACCAUCGGUCCCAACGCCAUCGUUAUCGAAUGGGGUGUCCCAGAAUGGGACGGCGGUUCUCCUCUUCUUGGUUACAAUGUGGCCAUUAGAGACACCAAGAAGACCAUGUGGAUGGAAAUUGGGCGCGUCAACAAGGGAGUGCAGAAAUUCACGAUUCGAGACCUCCAAGAAGACCACGAGUACAUGAUUAGGAUUUUCGCGAAGAAUGAGAUAGGUUUGAGUGAACCUUUGGAGUCGGAUGAGCCCUUCAAGGUCCUUCCUUCGGGAGAUGCCGACCAAGACGACUUCAGAGAGGCCACCGACAAAGAACCUACUUCGUACAGUACAGAAACGACGACAUCUUGGCUGAGAGAAAACAGUAUGGACGCUGACAUCAGUUCUUACGCUAAAGGUCAGCUCUUACGCAAGGAUGAAUAUUUCUUCCGGAUUUGGUGUCACGCCAAAAAACUAUUUAAGUAAACUGUAAUAUAUUUGAAGUUACUUUUUAGAUGUAUAUAAUUUCGUUACGAUUAGUUAUUGUUUGUUACCAGACCUUUUAUAAUGAUUUUGACUAUAACUGACUUAGGAAUGAGAGCUUAUCAUUAAAGUGUACUUAAAUAAAUUUUGCAAAUUGCGAGGCAAACUAAUCGACUUUAAUGUAAGCUCUGUUUGUUUUACUUGGAUACUGUGAUACUGAUGAUGAUUUUACUCAAAUGAAACGAAAAACGAAUUAAAAAUGAAUGAGUUGUUGCUUAAAUUUGCUAACAAGUUUUUCAACUGUAUACGAAACACUUUUGAUUUUUGUUUGAUUUUUAUUUUUGUUGUAUAAGCUUGAACGACGAAUGCAGUGCCUUAUUAAUGAUUAUUUAUUAUCUACAGUACUUGUUUAUGUAAACCAAAACUGAUAUUAAAUAUACUUGCCAAUUUUCGCAGAGAGAAAAUAUAGGUGCAUUUUAAGAUCGAUUACAGAAAAUUGGGGAUUAUAUUCAAUAUUCUCUUGUACUUAAUUACCGUUAUUUAUUAAAGAAUAAAAAAUA